AGCCAUGCUGGGUACGAAAAAUGGCGGUAUUUUGUUAUUUUUGACUGAUUCAUUAAUUCUUCGCUUUCUCUGAAGCUAGUUGGUCAUCUGCAUUAGAACACCUGGCACAUAUCGAGUAAACGAAAAUUUUGCCGGUUCGUGACAAUGAGGACCAAACUUCUAGACCAGUGUAUGAUUCAGUGAUGACCGAUAACGAAGACCCUUCAACGAAAUUCUGUUUUCGUCUUGCAACUUUGCAAAAUGCGUCUUGCGCUGAGGAAGAAAUCCUUGCUUUGCAAAAGCUUAGAGAAACGCUCAGUUCUAAUGGCGAUGAAAGAUCUUUAGAUGAAGACGAUUUUGAAAAAGAAUGGCUUCGAAAAGGUCUAAACGAUACCGCCAAUCCUUUCCCGACAAAAUCACCUGAAAGUUGCGUUCUCGGACAGGACGACUUGGAUGCGUUCACGUUCUACCUUUUCGAGCGCCGGUUUGGCUGGUCGGAAUGUACUGCCUAUUUAGAUGAUGCGGGUUAUUCUGUAGCAGAAGAGCAUUUAAUUCGCAGAUCAUCGUCUGGUUCUGUACGAAUACAGGACGAAUCCAGGUUUAAAGGGAAGUUGAACGAACUCCUUGACGAAUUCCUCAAAUGGUAAGUUUACUAGUACGCCUCCUUAAUUCUUAUGAUUGCAGCCCUUGCGAUUACUUUUCUGUUAGCUCAUAUCCAGCAGACCAGGGGUCAAAAAUCAGAUUUUUGCUCAAGGACAAAAUUAAGUUAGUGUCCUUGAUUUUUUAAUCACAGGGGCAGCUUGAAUACUUUCAACGGUGGUCGUGCUUAUGUAGACUUGCAAACAAACGAACCAGAAGAAGCAACUGAUUUAUUGUUUUUUUUGUCUGAAUUGUAACGAAAAGAAUCGUAAGAGAUCUGGGAAGCAAAAAUAUGAAGAGUUUAAAAGAAGAGUUUUUUUUUAAAGAAAAAUCUCUAAGUAAUUAUUACACUGAUUCAAGAAAAUUAAUAUUAAAUGGUGCGACACUCUAUACUCACUUGCAGUUUUUAACCAGUACCUGUACAGUAUUUCGUGUUAUGAUUUUGUUCAGAAUACUUUGUUGUUAUGCUUGAUUAACUGCUGAAUCCCUUGGUUGGAAUCUGCAAUUAAGAUAGACUGAGAGUAAAGGUAUACAGCCUAUAGAGUGUUGGUAAUGGCAGGGAGACUAAUAGUUUUGUUCCUUGUCGCCAGCUACCUGGAUUUAUUGCUUGAACAGUUUGAUAAGGCAUUAGCGAUAGUAAUGAUUUGUUUCCAUCACCUCAGUUUUCAUUUGGUUGUUGACGCCCUCUAUGUGGUAUCCUUCCCUUAAAAAAAACAGCAUCAGCCAUCCCCGGGGAAGGGACCCCAGGCAAGGGAGGGAACGUUGUAAAGGACCCUGUGAAAGUGCUUAAUUUCCCCCUCCUUGAUGGGGGCACUUGGCAAUAAAGUCAAGAAAUUCUCCCUCUUAGAGUGGUAUCAUGAAACUACAUUAAACUUGACUUGCCAUUGACCCAGCACAUCUGAUUAGAAAAUAGUACUUUACCCUUAAAUGGAUUUACAUAACUGAGAUUAUGCAGUCUGCCAAGUCUGCCAUUAUUUCCACCCCAAGGAGAGAGGUACAGUAAGCCAGCAAUCUUCUGGACAACUGGUCUAUAUAAUUUUAUGCUUGAUUUAGAGACAACUUGAAAUCAACCUAUUUUUUAUACAAAGCCCACAGUUUUCCUCAUGGUGCAAGGCCAUUGUACACCAAACUUCCCUUAUUUCCACCACUUCCGGGAAAAGUGAUUCUCCAAAUCCAUCUAUAAGUCCCUGUACAAAGUUGUAAUUGCCCAGGGCGCGGUCCCCCACAGGGGAUGUCCAAUGGUAGGUGCUUUAUCAGAUGAGCACCCUCCCUCAUUAUGUUCAGAAACAAAGUACAGUGUUAGCUCCCCAUCAAGUUUAAGGGUAUAAGGAAAUGUUUGAACCUACAUUGUAUUUUCAUUCUUCAUAUUUACAUUUUUGUAUUGAAGCAUUCACUUGUGGGAUGUGGUGGUCUACUUGCAGGGUUUAAUUUUAAGCGGGCAUCCAUCUGGCUUGUGAAGUUGGCAGUUCUGAUCCUAAGAUGUAGAAAAUCAUUUUUUACCCAAUACUCACUAGGGCAUCCAGAAACACCCAGAUAUCUGUUACAGGUCAAAUUUAGUUUCUGGUUAAAUUUUUUUGACCUAGGUUGAUUUUCAGUUUCCUAGCCCUAAUUAUUCAUGAAUUAGGGCUAGGAAACAAAGGAAAUUGAGAAUCAACCUAGGUUAAAUCAAAAUUAACCUGAAAUAAAAUUUGACCUGUAACAUAUCCACCUGGCUAAAACCUUGCCUUCUUGUUUGGGAAUCCUUUCUCCUUGCUUAGGACAUGUUUCUAGUUAAGCAAUCUACUACCUUACAUGUUCGGCCAUGUAAGCAGCUUGACCAGCCUAUUCUGGCUGGUAGAAUUUCCUUCAGUAUCAGACAUAGUUUCUAUUUUCUUCUGUAAUUUAAUUUUUACUCUUUACCCAGCCUGCGUAGAGAGGACAAGUCAUUGUUACCUCAUGUUGCCAUGGUAACAAAAUUUCUGGAUGACAGCAAACUGAAAACGUCACUUAAAAAGUGAAUUCACACUGUUUCAAACUUAACCAACGUUAUUCAAUUAUUGAAGCUCCCUAUUGUUUUGAUCCAGGAAUUCUGCUAACAUGGUAGCAUGAUGUCGCACUUCUCUUCUCUAUUGCAGGACGUAUUUUGUUGGCAAGCAAAGCUGCUUGUUUAUGUUCAUAAUGCCGUGGCUGCCAUCUUUGAAUUUAUCACUGGAGAACUUAGAUUGUGGAGAGUGGAAAUAUUGAACUACAGGGUAGGCAGGGGACUGGUAGGGGAGAAAAAAUAUGAUUGCCUGAUCUCUUUGUUCAUUUGGGAGAUGCCACAGGCUCUACAGUAUACUCCAUUAGCAAUCAUACAAACAUCUUGUUUUAUAUGUCUGAAUAUUUAUACCAAGCAUUUUUUUACAGGUACCUUGCCCAAGCUAAGCUAACUGUUAGCCUGCUUAAGAGCUUUAAGUAUGUAGUUACUAAAGGUAAGGAUUUUAACUGCUUGUUUUUUUUUUCAGGAAAAUGAUCAGGUAGACAGAAUACAAUGAUUUAUGAUCUAAUGAUCGUAGGUCUUUUGCAACAUUGGGUCUUGUGAUCAGCAUUCUGUAAACCAUGAAUUACAGAAAUUUAUAUUGUAAAUUCUGAAAUGAGCCCAGAGGCCUCUUUGUGAGGGCCUCAUUUCCAGAGGGGCUUAUGUAUGUGGAAGGGCCUAUUUUCUAAUGGAAAUGUUCAUGUUAAAAUCCCCUGGGCUUUUAAUUGAAGAGAAAUUGGUUUCAGCAGUUUCGGAAUGUUCGAGUAAUAGUAAUUGUUGGACUACUGAGAAGAAAAGUUCAUGAGAAUGUAAUCCCACCUCAAACUCCAUUGCAAUAAACUUCAUUGAAAAUAGUAGUUUCUAUUUAACAAUAGUUAAUUUGCUUGGUCAGCCUCUAUAGAACACUAACGUUUGAAAACAUGCAUAUGGACUUAGGGAGGGACCAAAAUAAUGUGGAGAGGGUGUGGGGCAGUUUGUAGUUUGCAGUUUUCCAUGUGAGCAUGAUUUUUGUUCAUGGACUUUUUUUUUUCUGCCUGUUCCAGCUGUACGCAUUUUUUUCAUGUGAAUUUUUCAUGUAUGGAUUUUUCUUUUUCUUUUAUUUUUGCCCCACCCCCACAAGGCCGAUUAGGCCGAGGGGGAUAACACCCUCCUCGAUCUCCUGUUUAUCACCAAGUUUAGGAGAUAACGGGUUGUUCAGUACUGCAAAUAUUCUCUAAAUGGCAGAUGUUAUCUGUCGAGUUGUCUUCUUGCUGUUCUUGCUAUAUUUUUAGCCAAUAGUUUGCCUAUUUCUUCCUUGUGAAACAAGUUAAAUGUUCUGCCAUUUUGUACUCACUGCCAAAACAACUCAACCUCGUCCCUAGGUCUUCUCAGUUAACUGUUCAGUUUUCUGGCAAUUAUGCACCUAUCAAUGUUAAUCCUGUGGGGGGAGGGGAGUGCGGGCAAGGGGUGGGGAUUUGAUGCCUGAGCCUAUCCCCCUGUCGGGCUUUUGAUCGUGCGAAGCGACCCUGGGGUCGGGACAUUUGACUUUGACCGAUAGAAGCCUGGUAUCAAUUCAGAAGCGGCAACCAAGUCCGUCCCUCAAGGCUUUCUGAAAGUCACGCUGUUGGAGAAAGUUAUGAAGUUUUCAUUUGUUUUAAUCGCCAUAAUCCGAUACUUUACAUGUACACUGUCAUCUAAACAGAUAAUGUCUAUUUUGAGAAAGUUUUUAUCUUCAAGUUCCCAUCUGAUUGUAAACCUCGAUUGAAAUCGAAUUCUACCAUGAAAGUCAGAGGAUUUUUUACAGGUCACUGAUCCGACCUGUUCCGCCAUGUUCAGCAGAUAUUAUAAAGCAUUUUACGUUUCAUUAAUAUAAUAGCACGGUCAAUCUUCCUGGAGUGAUUAUGUUGUUCAAAAUAAGAGAUGCUAGUGGAGAGAGAAAAUACUUUAUUACAGCGAGUAACUUAACGGAGCUUACGUUAACCUUAAAUAAAAGUAGUAAGAACGUACUUUUGAAAUGUUCUUUCAUUCGUUUUAUAUAGUAUUAUAGUAUUGUUUGUUUAGAUUUUUCCCCUGGGGUGGGGGCUUUUUUGACACUUUUGAUUGACCUUUCGUUUCCGACCCUUGGGAAUUUGAUCAAAAAAUUUACAUUGAUAGGUGCAUUAUGCUGCACAAUUGAUGUCAUUUUUCACAUAUUGCAAAAUUUUUCAAAAUUUGGUGGACACUAGCUGGUUAUGAUGAAUUAUGUGUGAGUUUUUCUCCAAUAAAAAACAGAGAAAUAUCUUAAAUGAAUAAUAAUCACUCUUAUUUCAAACAAGUAAUAGCCUUAUUGUAUAAGAGACAUGUGAGGGAUUUUGCAAACUCAACUUCAAAGAUUCAAAAUAAUGACAGUUUCUUUUUUUUUAAGCUCAUAGCAUGCCAGUAGUUAGGAACCAAACAUUUGUACACAUCAUGGACUGGAUUAAAUUGGCCAGCUCUGAUAAUGGAGUUAGCAGUGAAGUAUUCCCUUUGGUCAAGGAUGUGAUUCUGGCUGGCAUCACUGAUAUCUGGUCAGCUAUCAGAAAUACAUGUGUAGCCAAGUUGUCAAAGUUUUUGGAGGUCUUUAUGUUGUCUCAAGUGGAAGAAUUCUAUAGAAGUUUAGUCAAGGUAGUGUUUAAUUUUUUCCCUUCAAAAAAAAUCUCACUGCAUUCUUCAUCCGAGGAAAUCAUUUUCGCAUCUUGUUAAUUAAGGUACAUUGUAAGAAUUAAUAAAAAAUAACAAUCACUCAGUGGGAAUCGUUCAAUCUUUUCUAAAAUUUCUCAACUUAUUCUUUACGGAAAUAAUUAUUUGGAGAUCUGUCCGGAGAAUGUUUUUUGUAGAAUGGCUCUAGAUAUUGGGGCUUUAAAGGAACUUGGAAUGGGCUAACUCUGAUCUCCAGUUUAGAGAGGUGUCAUUUUGGAAUAGUUAGAGUUAAUUGAAUGUACUCUUUUGAAGGAAAUUAGUGAAAAAUAUUCUACCUACCAUGUGAGUUUCACAUUAUUUGUGUAUUUCAGAUGUGUUUGGAGAGAGAAACUUCCUGGCAGGCUAAAGAGGGUGCAGUUAUGGGUAAGUUGCUCAAAGCAAAUGAAAACCACACUCUAAAGUUACACUGUAGAUGCAUUUCCUUUCAAGUUUACUAUUGAUUCUUUGAGUUGGGCACGCACAUAUACAUUUUCAUUAUUCUCUCCAUGGCUUAAUAGGCAUGACCGCCAUAGUCUGCCAGUUUCUUUGGAGUGGAAUAACCAGUGAUGAGGACAAGAACAAGACAGAAGGACGUCAAUACUUGCUGAAGGUCAGAGGGCUUUGUGUGUUAUCGAGAGCAGGGGUUUCAAUAAAAAUUGAAGUAGCCAGCAGAUUUGAAUAGAGUAACCGACUAUAUCAACAGUCCACAUUUUCAAGGGGUGUCUGGGGGCAUGCUCCCUCAAAAAUUUUAAAAUUGCAAACCCUAAUAAACGAUUUCCAGCGUUUAAGGGACUAAACUGAGCAUAAAAGAGCGAGUUUUCCAUUCAAGAAGAUUUGGGUUUUACUCAAAUUUUGAUUUAUUAGCCACUCAAUUAACUCCUGCAAGCAAUAAACAAAUGAUAAUUAAACUAAGUUACAUAGAUUUCCGGGCAAGCAAAUUCCAAUUUUUGUCCAUGACUUUAUUCAAACUAGUUGCUGCUUCUUCGGGAGAAAAAGUAGCCGACUUCUCUGAGCAAUGUAGCCGACGCGUUUUGUCGGUUGUCGGUGCUUAUUGAAACCCGUGCGAGAGUGACUCUCUGACUUCUUGGGUGGUUACUGAGCUACAGUGUACAUUUCUUCGCUGAUAAUUCCGUAAUAGCAAUUGGUGUGAACUGAGGAGUCAAAUACAGAGAUCUCUCUUCUGAAAAACCCUUCCCUCCUUAUCAAACCACCCUACCCCCAUGCACUCAUAAUCAUUGAAGCACUAAAAAUUAAUGAUUUUUGUCGUAAAGUUGGUCCAUUGAUGUAGCAUGAUCAGUACAAAUUAUUGUUCCAAAUGGCAAAAGAUGCAUGAAAAUGCUACCAAACACUGCAGCAAGAAUUUGUUGGGGUCUUGAAAAACUGUGGGAUCAAAAUAUUAACCAAAACUGUUCAUGUAUAGUAAAGAAAAGCUUGCUUUUGUUCACUAGGAGUUUUGGUGACCCAUAUGGGAGACUGAGAGAUUAUUUUGCUCUAUAUCUCCAUGUCCAAGACUCCUGGGUAAUCUGUGAGAAUUAGCAUAAUAGUAAAAUUAUGCAUAAUUUCAUCAUGAUGCAAGUUGCUACCUCUUGCAUGAUGUCCUGUCUUACGGAUUCUCUUAACACUUUGUUCUUGUCUUUCAGUUUGGUUUUACAGCAUUAUCAGCCCUACCAGAUUUCAUCAUGUCAUCUGUCCAUUCUGUCAUUUUCUCAUUGCUUGUCCAUCCUCAAUUGAGUAUAAGGGAACAUGCCACUAAAGCACUGUCUGCUAUUUUGUCCAGAUGUGAGUUUGAGGUAAGGAGCUGGGGCUGUGCUGCAGAUCAAAGCUCUCAGAGACCCUGAAAUUAAUAGCUUAGUCUCUGAAACUACAAUGUAGUUUUUCAUGAAGAAAAUGGGUAGUUUGUAGUUCACAUGGUACCUGCACUUUUCUCGGAAAAAUAAUUAUUCCCGUUGUGUUUGUCGACCUCAAGGGCCAGGUAUAAUUUAAUUAGAACGUGCUAGUGCUUCCUUUGUCAGUGAUAUUUCUGCAAUUUUCGUGCCUCAGGUUGCCCUGUUUUCAUUUCAAGAGGUGAUCAACAGACUGUGUCGUGGAACACAAGGUGAUGGCCAUUCUCAAGAGGUUACUCAAGGCAUUGUAGAGGUAUGUCAUACUACAUAUUAAUUUUAUUAAACUUUAAAUUUUCAACUUUGUAUACACCUGUACUCUUUCAAGGGCAUUAUUCCUCAGUCCUGACAAAGCUGUCCCAAUAAAUUCACCACCUGAACAGUAAAUGGAUUUUAGAACAACUAGUUUAAAUGAUACUAAGUGAUAUUAUUCUAUGAGGACCCGUAUUCUUCAUUCUUAAUUUUCUGUCACUGCUGUGACUGCAAGAAUCUUAUCUUAUUGUUUGCUUCAUUAUAUUUCUUCAUUUCACAUUUCCAUCAGAUCAUUCAUUAUUGCAUCUUCAACUCUCCUGGAUAUAUUAAGAACCAAUUUAAUGACCAGCUCCCAUUUGGCUUGUUAGCUCAAUUAGUUAAAGUGCUCCACCAGUGUCUCAGAGAUCAGAGUUCAAAUUCUGGCAAGCCUGAAUUUUUCAGGCUUUCUUUUCUCAACUGCAUAAGUUGCAUCUUCAACUGCAAGGUUCUUCUUCAGUUCCAACAAUGUGAAAGUUAUAAUAUACUCAUUAUCAUCAUUUCAAGAAUCUUAUUGAUGGCCUGUAGAGUUCUGACUUUUACUUUAAUAGCAGUCUCCUUAGGCGCGGUUCAGACGCCAAACUUUUCAUGAGCUGAACCCAAUACAUUGAAUUAACCCAUUCGCUCCUGGAGAUUUUGCCGAAAAAUGCGUUUUGAAGCUAGUCGAGUGGUUUUCUGGUCACUGUCGUGCUAUAAAGAGCUAAAACUUACCACAAACCGGUUUACAGGUUGUACACUUCGUGGCCUUCUGAUCCAGAUGCAAAAUAUUAGCUUGCGAAGUUCGGGCAUGCGCAGAAAGCAAAAUUUCGAGAUAGUUUUUGGGUUUAAAAGUGACACAGCAGUCUUGACUUUUACUUUUCGCUUUCUCUCCUCCCUUCUUUUUUUGCUUUUCUUGCCUCAUUUUUUUUUUCUCUUGCUGGGCAUUUAGUAGGCUUCAUUUUGGUGGGAAAGGUUUUAGGAAAGCAUUUAGGAUCUUAGGAUUAGGUGAAAGAAAAGGUAGGUGGGCAAUGGAACAAGAUUCUCAUAGAGAUUUUCAGGUCAAUGUCACGUGGUUUUUUGCUUCUUUCUCCGGUGUCCUUGACUGAAUUGUGCUCAUUCUGGUAUGGUUUGAAAGAUCUCUUCACUCUGCACAAGUUAGCGAAGAAAGUUGACCUUGACUGUUAAAACUGAUGACGUCACAAAGGUAGAAAGGACCUGGAUCCACACUGGCGGUUACGGGCAGUUCAGGGGCAAAUGGGUUAAGUACAUGAAAAGUUCAGUGUCUGAAUCAAUUUGGAACACCUGUUUCAAUUUAGAACCGCUCAGCCAUUCUUCCUGCCUAGCCCAGCCAGGAAUUUCGAUCAUGGAUUGACUUUGGAACAGCCUUGAUUCAGAUGCCGAACUUUUCAUGUACCAAACCUAAUGCAUAAAUAACAUUGUUAUAACCUAUUUUGUAAGCAGUUUGACCGAAAUGAGCAUUUUUCUUGUUUUGAAUAAAAUUCAGCUGGAAUUAAGAUCAGUUUCCAAAUAAAUUCAAUCGGUCUAAGUAAUUUAGGUUGGGCUUAAUUCGAAUCACGUUCGGCUCAUGAAAAGUUCGGCUUCUGAACUGGGCCUUACAGUGUACAUUAUACUUGUAGCAAUGAGAAACAAAAAUGCCUCGUACCCUAAGGGCAACUUGGCAAAUGCACUGUACGCAACUCAUAAUAAUAUUAUAUUCAUGCCGUACCUUAAAUUUACUUGUUUUAUUCAAGUUACCUCACCAUGCUGUGUUGAGACAGAAUUUCAAGUUCCUCAAAGCUCAUGAAGCUGAAGGAUUACUGGCAAUCUGUAUUUUCUUGAUUAAGGUGAGUGGCACUGACGCUGUCAGAGACAGACAUGUAAGCCUGCUGGCAUGCUUCUUAUACACUGUAUUCUUGACUUACCUUUGUAAUGUACAGAGCAACAGAUGUCAGAAAUACAGUGGAAAACACACAAAAAUGAGAGAACAAAAUUCAAGUCUUUGAAGUGUUUGUGAAUGUUAGGAGGUUAGACCAGGGUGCAAAGAAAGUCAGUUUUACAGCCUGCCAUUCGGGCAAGUUGUAGCUAGCAUGUACUGGCCCACAAGUCAUUUCUAAUUCAACUAGCCCCAAAACCAUUUUUUAUUAGCAGGAUUGAUUACAAUCCUUCUGUAGUUUGACUUCCCAAAAAAACAGCACUUGCCCAUCCGGCUCGUUAAGAACAAAAAUCACUAGCGCGAUAGAAAAAUCCACUAGACCCUGGCUAUCGGACACGACUUUCUUUGCAUGCUGUUAGACUGAUGUUAUUAGUUGUCAUGCAUAGGAGGGUAAAAAUAAUCACUCCAGUUAGAGGUCACAGUUGCUUGCAAAACCAUUUAGAUGAAAAUUAAAAUCCAAUACAUAAUAAAUACUCUUAUUCAUAAUAUUCUUUUCUCAGUUCACUGAAAGUCAUAUCAAUGCUCUUCAGUUAUAUGAUCCAUGUACAUGUAAAAAAGAAGGUACUCAUUUCAUACACUUCAUGUCCCCAUGUCCAACUGCCAUAAACUUAAACAACCAGCUUUAGUAGAUCUUCUGUUAUCACUUCCACAGCACAUUCCUCCAGGGUAUCUAUUACCAAAAUGGCCUCUCUACUUCUCCACAUUUAACCUCUAUCUGAUGCAUCCUGCUUCCACUGUGCGACAAGUAACAAGUGUUGCCUUUAAGUAUUUGGGUAAGUAAAAUGUUCUUUAUGCCAUUGUCCUUAUUGAAACAUGUGACAUAAUGUACAGUAUCACUCUUCAGGGCUUGAAGCAAACUUAAACAAGAAUCGCCGAAAGGCGAUUUUUAACUGGGCUGCAAAAGGGGCUAUUUUUCCUGAAGGGAGGGGGCGGCUAUACACACUCAGGCUACCAUAAAACCUUGUCGGCAACCAUUGCAUGCGAUAGAACCUCAUGUGAGACUGAAACAUAAACUCAUUCAGAACACUGUACCCUUUUGAAAGACUUGCAUAACCAAAAAAAAAGAGUACCAUUUUUAAGUGGGGGCUGUAUAAUAACUUUUGAAUUCCACCAUUAUGAAGAAAAAUAAACAAGUUAGCCAUUAAUUCUAAGCAGGAAACAAUUUGCAUUAUUUCCACGUACCCCUCCCCCAAUCCCUCUGUGCCCCAAAAUAUAGCGUGACAGUAUAACGUGACUAAUUUGACGUAACUGGAAAUUCCAAAAAUUGUUGUCGUUCUACGAGCAUAAAAUGCGACAGACUGAGCUGAUUUACACUAGACAGAAAUAUUGUAUUGUAUGAAAACCAGAAGUAUACUAAAACAGACAGUUAACUGCCCAUUGAUCCCGCCUGAUCCAGGGGCCUCACUGACUGCACGGAGACUUUACUGCGCUUUUCACAAACAUGCGAACUCUAAAGUUCAAAAGCCACCUUCACAAUUGUGUUUAUCGCUGCCGUCAAUCAUAAUUACGAUCACAAGCAACGAACCUUGAAAGAGAGAAACACACAAAACGGAUCGAAAUCCACAAAUCACAAACCAUGACCUUUUGAACCCGUGAAGUAAAGUUUUGUUUCCUAAGAGGUCCGUUAAGAUGAUUGACAGCAGCGAAAAACGCAAUCGUCGGUUGGCUUCUGAACUUCAGAAUUCGCAUGUUUGUGAAAAGUGCGAUCCUAAUUUGCGGUCCACAGUCUACAAGAAAACGCACUAUUUUUUCCACAAGAUGAAAAAUACUCAGUUUUAAGAUUUUUCUCAUGGUAUUUUUCUCUAACUUAAAGGAAUAAAAUCCUUUGCAUUUUGAGACCUAAAAAAGUUUUAAGAUUUCUCGCUCGCAUGUUGCGUUCACCAGCACGCACUUGAAACAAUGUAAAUGGGUGAAACGAUCGAUAACAUUUUUUUACCUGAUACCGAUGCGAGUUAAAAAUUCACUCCAGUUCUGUUUGUCUCACCCAAGACGAACUUUUCUUCAUGGAAGAUAAUAAACUAUGCCGCUUUAUAACUCGUCCGAAGUUUUUGUGCCAGCUAAACAAUAUUGAAACGCUAUUCACAGUGACUCCUUGGAUAUUCAAAAGACUGAACGUGACGCACUAUGCCUUUGUUUACUUCUGAUCACAUCUUCAAGCGAAGUCUCUCUUUUCAAGCGAUUCAUCUCAAUUCACAAUAAUUGACCCUUAUAUUAGUUAAAACCCUAUGGUUCAUUUAUGUUAAUGCUGUUUUUGCCCCUCGCAUUGACUGUGUUCGUUCGUAUUCAAAACACCUUUCCGAAAAUAAAGGUCGUAUAAGUCAUGUGUGUUAUGUUUCGAGAUAAAUGGAUUAUACGCUUUUUUUAAUUUCCAUUUUGCGGUGACUUCAGUUUACAUCUCCAUAAAAUGGUAAAAGAAAUAUCAAGAAACAUCACGAGAGCUGAAAACUUUCAAAGGCAUGUUUCUGAAACUCGCUAAUGCUGACAUCAAUAUAGCGUGCUUGCUGAAUGGGCGAAAACACAGAAUUGUGAUCACAAGAUCAUGUACAAAAUUUAAUGAUAAAAGCUUAGCAAGAUACAAAUACAAACAAAAGCAAACCCCCUGAAACCUCGACGUGGGCUACACUUGUAUGCUCUACUCAGUCACCAAACCUUGUCAGUAAUAGCUCCUAUUUUCCUCAAGUCGCUCUCUGUGAAGCUCCUGGAUGGGAUGUCCCGGUGAAGCUUUAAACUUGUGUGCGAAAUUCUCAGAGUCCCUAUUUUUGUCCGUGUCUUCUUUAUCCUCAGUAUCCGAAAUUUAGACCUCCAAAGUGGCGUGUGUUGCAUUAAAUAGAAGGAAAUAUUUAAAGGAAAAGCCAGUCUUCUAACAUGGCAAAGUUGUCACGUCCCUCGCUCAUGGACGUGCGUAGUGCCAUUCAUCAGCAACUGAGUUGUUCGCUUCACUGACUACGAAGGCUUACAAUCAAGUCUUCAGCCAUAGUGUCGUCAACUGGUGAAAUACCUUGCUCAUAAAUUGUGGUUCUUAAUUGCUCAUGUACUACAUCGAUCGAUAAUUCUCUCUUUGAGUUCACGAAGCGGCCACGGCGUUCCAAACCUGACGCCCACAGUCAUCUUUUAGUGUGAACCUACCGUGAACGGCGGGUCGGUUUGAAUGCAACGCGAGCAUUUCUCUGAGUUUCCCAGCGCCAACAUCAUCUAACUGACUUAAACUCGAACAAUACAAAAAUUAUAGAGUGACUCCCAUGAUCGAAUCGCUUCGAACAACGCAAGUAGCCUCCUUCAGGUUCGCAACGCUUUGUGGGUUUUUCAGGGGGAGCGCAGACGAGGUAAAAAAAGUAUCCGUGCAAGGGUUCGUGCAAGAGAAAAUCAUACGAAACCAUUUGUGAGAACAUCGUUUCUCGGUACCAGACCGUCGUGUCUUCCCUCCCCCGGGAGGCCGUUUUUCGCCGCAGACGACCGAAAGCCCAUUUUAUGACUGGGCGCACAGGCAGCCCAGUAAUUAGGGCUUGUCCUUUGGGCAUGCAGCUCUCCCAGUUUGCUUUCCCAGGGCCACUUCUUGCUUGUCUUAGUAAAGUUAAUGACUUUUCUAGAGGCUGACUUGCCUGUACCCUCGCCCAUUAGGCAAGUUAGGUAAGCCUUAAAAGUUACUUAUGCAUCAGUCAAUUCCAGUUGCGCCCAGUAAGUAUUGUUAGUAUAGUGAGAUUCAUGAGAAUCUUUUUCAAAAAAUUAAUAAAUGAUUCAUUGAUGUCUUUUACUGUUUAUCCCUUGUUUUUGCAGUUGCCAAAGACAGUAAUAAUCCUGUGUUUUUAAAACUGGUCCUUCAUGGGCUUGCAGCUGACUGGAGGGUUGACAAAAGCUUGUUGGUGGCAAACCUAAUAUCAUCUCCUGAAAUUACUAACCAUUUGGGACCCUCUACAUCAGACACACCCCAAAACUCUGAAGAUGAUGUUAUCAGCCAUGUACAUCAACGAGAAAUCCCAUUUCAACGUACUCCAAGUCCUAAACCAAGCCUUGACUUGUGCUAUGUGUCAGCUGAUUCAAUAAGUACAUGUAGUGCAGGUGAGUAUUUUGCUCUGUUUGUCUGCUCUGUGUGUCAGACAGACACCUUUGGGACAGACCGGCAUUAGGCAGGGUUGUCAGAAAGUUUUUAAGUAGAUGGCUUAGUUGUCAAAGUAAGUGGCUAUCUCUGGUGGAACUGCUGAGUGCCAAAGGCACAAGCUUCUAGUGGGGGUCUGGGGGCAUGAUGUUCCCCCAGAAAAUUGUUAUAUUUAGAUGCUCUGAAAUGCUGUUUUCUGUAGCAUAGUGAGAUUUUUGUAAGAAAUUUUUUGGCAGGCCCUUUCUGCUAAUCAAUAAAUUGACAGGCUCACACUUGACAUCAUGAGAAAUAAAGGACAAAAUAAUGAUUAUAAACAAUGACGUUAGCAAAGAUUCACCUAUACGGGGAGACUGACUGACCCAUGCUGCAGGCAAAAUUUUAAAAAAGAGCACUUGUCAACAUUUCAUAUGAAUUAUUUUUAUGUUCUCUAGUUUUGCAGUAAUGUGCUUUCUAAAAAUACAAUGUAUAAAUUACAUCUUCUAGCAUUUCCUUAAGGAGUUGCACUUCUCUGCUUGUAAUGACAAAAGACCACUGUUACUUUACUUGUCUUUUUAUUAACAUUAACUUACUAUUUUGUUUUUCUUUUCAUGACUGAUCUUGCAUGUUAAAGGAACUGAACCUCACAAUGCAUUUUCUGUGGGCCACAGCACUAGCUGGACAUCACAAACACAGUCUCACAAAUCAACAAGAACCUGCAUUCGACAAGUUGCAAAGCUUCUUGCAGGUACUAAUCAUUCCUUAGCACGGAAGGAGCUGCAUUCUGGAAGCAUAGUACUAAAACACUCCCUCACGGGUUAAAAUAGAAAUAAAGUGCCUUGGCCAUACUUAAACUGUUCACAGGUAGCUUUUACGACUCCUGAAGGAAAUAGAAGAUCAUGAAGUUAUCCCUAUAUUAAGUUCUUUCCUUACAGAUAACUCACCCAGCCCAGGAAAGGUUAGUCACACCACUGGGGUUGACGUCCCCUACUCUUUUUGAAAAGUGGUGUGGGUUCUUUUACGUCCCACAAGUGAUAGUUCUGUGAGACGGGACCUACAGUUUUUCGUCACUUAUCCAAGAAGACUAGAAAGUCUAACUGUUUGCAGAUGCCAUUACAAUGGAAGUACUUUCUUCUCAGUUAUUUGAAGACCCUGAGUGUUGGUUCGGCCGGGGUUUGAACCUGUGACCUCCCGCUCAGUAGACUGGCGCUCUCCCAACUGAGCUAACCAGGUGGCGGUAAAAUGGGUUUUACUGACAUCGGUAUUUUUUUGAGGUGUUAUGAUACCAAUCUCCAAGUUGCUUUUAUGCUCACACUGCACAGCACUGUGCAUACUUCAAUACUCAACACUCUUCCGUUUGGCACUUAGUCAAUGCUAAGUUCAAGGGAGUCAAAGGGAGCUAAUUUACUGUACAUCAUUGCUGACCAUUACUUCAUGUACAGUGUAUGUCACUUGUUGCAAACACAGUUGAGAGUUGAGAAGAAGGAAGAUCAAAUUGAACACAAAUAAUCCUGACAGUCCAAUGAUUUAAUUUAGUGUAGUUGACUUCAAUGUGAUUUGAUGGCAAUUAAAUCAGUCUGUAAAGAAUACACCGGGGUGCUUAUUAACAAAACCACACCCAAAGUUGGUCACCUAUUAGGAGGGAGUGCUUAUAUAAAGGGCACGAAAUGGGACCACUUUGUUCAAUGAAUGAUAGCUAAGGAUUAGCACCUCCGCCUUCGAGAUCAUGAGUGUCCAGUGGAGAAAUACAUUUCCUACGUUCUUUCUUUCUUCUUUUUUCUUUGUUUGUUCCAGAGGACAUAUCCACAUCCGCAGAUCACUUGAUGUCAAAGAGUUGGGAAUGGAGAGAAGGAAGACUUCUGGCAUAUGAGUUAAUCCUUAAGUUCCUAAUAACAAACCACAUCCACUAUGUCUUCCCUGCUUUUGUAUUACCAGUGUCUAAAAAUAAGGCUUCAUCAGCAUCUGUGGAUGAAAGUCUCAUCAGUAGGUAAGGCCUAUCGAGUGCAAUUGUCAUAGUACACCCUGCCUACAAUACAAUGCAAUAUAAGCAUUGCUGAUAGUCAAGGGAAAAUUUUAAACGCAGCAGUAGAGCAUUGAAAAAACUAAAACAGCAACAUAUAAGCAAACAACUUAAACAUUUUUAUGUCCAAAUAGUGACAUAAAUAAAUCGAAAUAAACUUUCAAAGAAACAUUUCUCUGUGAAGUAGAUUCCAAGUCCAUCAGCCGUCCACCUCGGGGGAAUGAGGUCAUAAGGGCGUGAAACUCCUGUCACAGGCGUUAAAACACACUCCAGUGAACUUCAAGAGUUUCACACAGCAGGAAGUUGAAUGUGAUAAUUUCGUAUGAUUCAACAUAACUGUAACUACAAGUAUUUUUUGUCACAAAUGAAGUGAAGGUUACCGGUCGUUUCGAUACCUGUUUAUUCAGUCGAGGUGUAAAUAGUUCCACGUAGUUGGCUUAAAGAACGAAGAAUACUCACCCCAAAUGUUUUUCUUGUUCACGCGUAAACUAUACUUGAAAUGAACGAAAAUUUUUUUGCUAUUUCACUGCUUUAGUUCGUAUCGAAAUGCCUUGUAUCGAAACGAUCGGUUUCCGAAGUGAAUGUUCGUGAAACAUUGUGUGCAGCCGAUACAAUAGAUAACAAAAUACCGUAAAUUUCCGAAAAUAAGUCCCAGGGCUUAUAUUUUUUAAAGGCCCUUUUUGAGGGGCUUAUUUUUGGAGGGGCGUAUCUACGGAGAGAAAUUUGCGUUUCAAAAUCGAUUGGGCUAGCCUUAUAGUUGGAAGAAAACUUACCGUUUUUGCUUUGUUUUGCUUUGUAUUUGAGGGCAAUUUCCAAGUACAAGCCCCCGGGGGAGGCUUAUGCUUGUAGGGGCGAUGUAACGGAGGGUCUUUUGCGUUACGAGUGUGGGGGGCUUAUAUUUGGAGGGGCUUAUUUUCAGAGUUUUACGGUACUGUAUUGGUGUUGUUCUGCUGAGAAGUUCCCCCAUCCAGGCAUAAUGAUCAAAAAUGGUUUACGGUCAAGUCCGCCGAAAGUUACCCCGCCCGAAGUUAUGUCGCCAGAAAUUGUAUCAUGCUCAACAACAUUCUAACAUGUUCCGUCUCAUCAAAUGUUGAAGAACAAGAUAUAUUACUUAUUUAUUAUCGUGCUUGUUUCGCCAGUUCAUCAAGCCUUAAAGAACGAGGUACACUUUUAUGUUACACAUUUAUUCCGCCUGUUUCAUCUCAUCACUUAAAUAACGAGUCUUUAUAACACAAUUAUUCCGCUUGUUUCGUCUCAAUAUCACUUAAAGAACAAGAUAUUUUUCAUAAGUCUUUAUUACAAUUUUGAGCGACUUAACUAAAUAUUUCGGACAACAUAACUCUGGUUUGGCGCGAGAUGACUUUCGGACGACUUGACAGCUGGUUAUCGCUCUUUGACGGGUUACCGAUCAGGUCUUUGAAAGUUACGUGUGUUUGCUUUUAUCUUUAUGCCCUUGCCUGUGAGAUUAACAGAUUAGGAAAGUGGUCUUCGGACAAGUUAAUAAUAGCACAGUACACCAGCCAUUGCACCACUGUUUCAUGACUCUGUAAUGCACAACACAUAACCAAGCUUACAUCACCGUGGUUGUAUCUCAUUUUUCUUUUUAAGUUAUUUUGUUCUUUCACUUUGAUAACCCACUAACGCAAGCACUUUCUCUUUCUUUCUUGCACAUCUUCUUGUGUCUAGUUUGUCAAGCAAAAUUGUUGGCAGUGAAACAACUGGUAAAGUCUUUUCUAGAGACAGGUUAGUAACAAAAUAAACAAAACGAGCCACGCGAAGGUCAAGUUGUUUGCAGGGCAAAGGCAGUACCUCCGUUUCUCAUGCGAACCCGCAACCGCCCGAUCUUCUGACUGUGCUAAUCCUGCCGCGGUUAGUAAUAUGUACUCUGGAAACUGCGGAGGACAGGCUAGGAUCAUGUCUGGAGCACUUUCAAAAUGAAAGUGGAGCAAGGGCGGUGCAUUAGUGGAGGUUCUUGCCCCACACCAGUAUGGCCUGUCUUCGAGUUUCGGCAUCGACGCCAUAUGUGGGUUGAGUUAGUAGUUGCUUCUCUCCCUUGCUCUAAAAGGUUUUCUCCGGAACUUCGGCUUUCCCCUCUCGUCAAAAACCAAUCUUAAGGGCUCCUGCGUGCUUCGUGGGUAAACAAAUUACAAUAUUAUUCUUAAAGGAAAAUACAAUUAUAAUGACUGCCCAGCUAAGAUUGCUACAUGUAACCGUGUAUAUUUUUGUGGGUUGAUCCAGGCAAAAGUUGCCCGUAGCAAGCCACUCCGGCAUAAGCAGCUUUGGGAACACGAUAAAGGGAUCAACUCCGUGAAAAGUUUUGUAUGAAAUCUUAUCUCAACUUUUUCCACAAAAAGUUUUGUUUACUUUAGAGUUCCUACUCUUCAGGGGUCGUAGGUGCAGGUGGGUUGAAUUUUGCAUGGGUGGAUUUAGAGGGGGACCAAGGGGGGUGCUUCCCCCCUUUUAUCUGAGAUUCUGUUAAAAUUUCUCAGUAAAAUCUGUAUUUCAGAGCCUUAAUUUCUGGACGCAGAUGUUCUCAGAGUUCUCUUACCAAUAAAUGAAUAGUAUCUAGGUAGCUGGCAAGUUUUGUGGCCCCCUCUGUCUGAAAUUUUGGGGUUCGCCCCUGAAAUUGGGAUACACUGAGUAAGCAAAUAUUAGAGAGAGAGAGGUUGGAGGCAGCAGUGAGGAAAUGUUUCAACUUUUUUUGCCACCGGAGUUUGUCAUCUCUGCUUUGUGAUAGUGUUGCAGUGGACAAUGUUUUAAAUACUGUAAUUGUUAUGGCUGACUUUUUUUUUAUAUCUUUAAAGGUCCAAGUCUGACUUUACAGCAGAGAGCUCACACAAGUUAUGCUUGAAGAGCAACAGUGUUGGUGUCAUUAAUUCUUCAUCAGACACCCUUUACACUACAACAACCAUAAAAGUAUGGAGACCUUGCAUUACUUAAGUCAGUCAAACAGCUUAUACCUGCACUGUUUCAUGCAUGGUAUACUCAUGAUGAGCAGGGCUAUCACCAAGGGUCGGGGGCUGGAGAUUUCCUCCCGCUUUUUUAAUUUGACCCUCGGCUUUUAUUGUGGAAAAGAAAAGGAAAAUACGGAAGAACCCGGUAGCUCGAACUAGGAUAAAUCAAACUCCCCACUAACUCAUACUGUCUUAUUUCCCUGGGAUUUCACCCCACUUUUCAGUCAUUUUUACUCGGUUAACUCGAACUCGGAUAUCUCAAAUUCCCCGCUAACUCAAACUAAAUUUCCUUUCUCUUGGUCAAAAUGUCAAUGAAAUUUAACCUGAUAACUCAAAGUCUGGCUCUUGUUACCCUACUCGGUUGCCAUCGCAUUAGCUCUUCUGAUGUGUAAUCGGUAAAAAAGCUCCCAUUAUGGCUCUUGAUAAAGUCGCUAAAACUAACAUAUACGUGUUGGUGCAACGAACAGAUCACGCUUUAUCUUAGAAGUGCAUAAUCAUUUGACCGUUUUUGAUGAAAUGAGUAAAUUAGCCUGAGAAAACAGCCGACAUUUGGCGACGCUACCACUGGUUUCCCCGCCAAAUUACGUCUGAGAAACAGCGCAGAAAUUCCGUACUGAUGACGAGUCACUACCCAGUUCUGGGUAGUGCUACUGAUUGGCCGUGCCGCGUGGGAAAUUUGAUUCAACCAAUCAGAAGCCCUACCCAGAUCUGGGUAGUGACGCGUCAUCAGUAUGGAAUUUCUGCGCUCGUUUCUCUGCCGUCAUUUGGCGAGGAAACCAGAGUCAGGGUUUCUUUUGUGUCCGAUAAGGCCGAGAAUCACAGUAACGAAAGAAAAGGAAACGAAAAUAGCAAGGACGAGGAGAAAGAAAGAAGACAUAAACGAAAAAAGCAAUGGUGGCACUCCGGCUUAGUUUUUGUAUUGUUAAUUUGGCUUGAUGGAAGAGGUUUAUUUGGCGGUAGCGUUUUCGAUAAUCCAUCUCAUAUACAUACCAGUUGGUUAAUGAUUAAAAGCAUAUUUUGGUUUUAGACAGGCUGCCAGUAGUCCCUCGGGAUUGUCGCGUGGGCGAGCAAACGAGGCAACUCCCCACUCUCGAGUCCUGUCAAGCCUCGACUUCACAGAUUGAAAAGGGGCUGUUGGCAGUCUAUAUUAGAGACCUUUAGAUUCUAAGGCGAGGACGGCUACGAGGACGAGAUUUUCUCUGCAAUAAGUAGUGCGCCCGCGUGAACAACCAGCGUCAUUUUGGCGGGAAAACGUGAUAGUCGUCGUCAUUCUGCUACGGGUUUUAGCGAGAAUGUCGUAAUGUUGGAAACAAGUUAUUAAAUAUUAGAAGUUAUAUCAUUGUGCGAUCGGAAGAGGGCCUAUGCUCCUUCGAUAACAGUAAUAACUGUGCUAACUUUUUUUGCAUCCGACUAGUUUACGGAAGGUCGUGGCCCAUCUGGAACUCAGAAUUUUUUUCUGUGUUCUUUCCUCCACACAUAUCAUUUCAUUUAUUAUUCAUUGCUAGCUUUUUUGUUGAAAAAAGUACAAAGAAGUUUUCCGAUGGAUCGAUUUUUAAAAUCUCGUCCUCGAAUCUAAAGGUUUCUAUGUGUUUCUUUGUAACAGGAAGGAGAAACUGGCGUUACGGAAAGAAGACAUGCAGCCCAAGAAACAUUAAAACACAGUAGCGAGAGUCGUAUUACAUCUAAAAAGAAGGCCAUGUAUGUAUAGACUAUGUUGGAAUUCUUACAUUGUGUGUAAAGUUAUAUAUUAGAAAGUAAUUUGGUUGACAUACUGCAGUGCUCCUUGACUAUUUGAACAUUUGCCAUGGCGUUGUCUUGUCAAAUCGCAGGUUUGAACUUCGGUUUGACUAAACUACCAACAUCUUUGGUACCAAAUUUGGGAAUUGAGACAAUCAGAAGCGGAGAAAUAUUUUGAAUGAAUAACAAUAUGUUUUACACGUGGGUGACGUUUGGAGAGCGGUGCACUUCCAACUUAUUCAUCCUUUUCUCCAUGUCUUGUCUUUGCAGGAGAGCAGCUUCUUGUGCUGGUGUGGAUGUUGAUACACAGACCAGGCAGCUCAUCAGACAGUACUCUGUAACGACACCGCAAAUCUCACCCAAAAGACCAUUUAGACUUCCACGAACGAGCACAUUUGUUCUGGUAAGUGCUUGGGAUCGAAGUGUUUGAACUCUUAAAAUUGACAUUUUGAAGAUUUUUGAACUUUUGAAACUUUGAAAGAUGUUUUAACUGUUGAUUUGAUACCUUAAUUCCAUUCAACCACUCUCCCUUAGUUUGUUUUUGUCCGCCCGAGUGAUUUUAAGGUGGCUGACACAGUUUUGCGGGCAGUUAGCGGUAACUCACGUGACGGCGCGUGUUUUAAUUAGACAAACAAACAUGGCGGCGAAAAAGCAAUGCUAUACAGAAGACGACUUCUCAAAAUCUACCCAUUAAAAUUUGGUGAUAUUUGGCAGAAUUUUUACUUUUAUCGUAUUUUAAAUAAUGAGAACUUUAAAAUUUAAUAAUUACAGUACAAUUAUAUUAUUGAUUAUCUAAAAACCCGUCUGUUAAAAUUUGGUCAAAUAGGUUUCAAAUGGUAAUGAUUAAUUAUAGUAAGCCGUGUGCAAGUUUAUAGGAAAAUCUAAUGAGUGAAUUUUAUGUAACUGAGCAAAAGUGAAAUUUUAAGGUUGUAUUCAAUCGUUCAUGUUGUCAUGGAAACUAUAAAAACGUCAAAUUUUACCUGUCAAUCAAAAUCUUUCAUCAGUAUGUUUUCCAGCUUGUGAGCGGCAACCUUUCUCUUGCCAUAAUUUGGCAAAUGACAUAUACUCACAAACUGCCAAAACUGUGUUCAGCCACCUUAAAUGAAUUAUUAGCUUUUAGCAGAAGCAUAUAAAACCCUGAACAGGGUAUGCUACUGCUUUUAGGCAAUAACUGCCCAUUUCAGCUUUACAUGCUCGCGCGUAAGUUUGAACUUCGGUCAGUACUUUCCUUUAGGUCUUUUAGAUCUCUCUUUGUGAUUUGUUUUUUUACGGUCAAGUCUGCAUUUUAUUUGAGAUAAAGUCUGAACUUAAUCGUAUUUGAGUCUGAACAUGCUACAAGUUCUUCAUGCACCUAGAGUCUAUUUCGACUGAAUUUGAGCCUCAAUACAUCAGGGACUUCCUUACACAAAGCACUUAUCAGUUUCGUUAUUAAAAUAGAUCACAGUGAUUUUGUUACCUCUGUGUCCUGUGUCCCGUGUCUGUGACGCAUAAAAAUUCCCAAAGACGCAAAAUAAUUUGAGCUAUAAGAUCAAUUGAUCGAUCUGAAGAUGUUUUUGUAGAAUAUCCUGUUUGUGUGAUUUCUGUGGCUGUUGUUUAACGGCGCAUAUUUGUUUUAGUGUUGUGCUUGACAAUAGCAGGAGUAUAUUUUUAUUUCAGUAAACUGUAAUACAGAGUUUUGGAGUCUGUCUUUAGAUUAACUGUGUGGUUACAUAAAGACCCAGGGACUCACUGGUUUUUGAACUGGGACUCAUUGGUUCUGGACUGGGACUCAUGAUUUUUCACAAGAUGAGUCCCAGGACUCACCAUAACUAUUUGUAACAAAAUCAGUGAGAUCAUCAUUCUGUAUCGCAGAUAAAACGUGUCCGUGGUGUUUAAGGAGAGUAGUAUGUAGUAUGUUCCACUUCCGUGUAUUGGACUGUCUGCAUCUGUUUCAUUUGGGCCGUGUAAUUUGUUAAAUUAUUCGUAACUCCUCUUGCUACAAAAUGAAAUACGAUUUUUUUUUAUCAGACUGCUGUCAUUGUCUCCCAGGCGCGAAGUUUAGAGAAUUUAGAUUUGUUGAAGAUCAUAAAUUACAUCAACCAUUGGUGUCUAUAAGCAUUAAGUUGUUGUACAAUUAAGAGUUAAUCGUGAUUUAAUGGAGUGACUGUUAUAUUGUUACUUUAGGGAAAUUCAUUACUUAAUCAGACAAAAGCUUUGGAUUCAGAGCAGUCGUCAAGCGAGGUAUGAUAAUUGCCUUCUGACUGACUACUUGAGGGGCGGUUACGCUAGCACUUUUACCUAAAGCUCCCUUAAGGUGGAUGUCCACUGUCGAGUAAUUAUUUUUUACUUGCUUUCGUGCGUAAAAUUUGUGUGCGUAAAUAAAAUUGAGACAAUGUAUAAAAGGUCGCGCGUAAACUUAAAAGUUAAAACUCGCUCACCUUUUAUGCUUUCGCGCAACACUUCAUACAUUGCCUCUGUUUUAUUUGUGAGGCAUGAAAUUAAAUUACGCGGCAGUGGAAAUCCACCUCUUGGUAAUUGCUUGGGUUUGGUUUACUGAGGGUUUUGAUCACUUUCGUCUUUGCGGUUCCUCGCUGGUGAGAUCGAAUUGCUCAGGGGGGGAGAAAAACUUGGAUUUCGUUACACGGUAAGCGUCCUUGUAAACUUGCACGACUGACAUAAACUAUUAAAUGGUCUCCACUUCAGUUACGUUUAGCGAUAACAAUUUAAUACUUAACUUUGGAGACUAAAGCGAACUAAGCUGUUGAGUUCAUUCGCGCUUUAUCCAGGACUUGCAGCUUUUUUUUCCUUUUUUAACGCCUGCGUCGCUAGUGGAGGUUGGGUCCCCAUGGGCCAGGGGGCUGCAACCGCAAUUACACCCCAAGGCGGAAGAACACCCACAGGCCUACCAACCUGCAACCCAGCCACGAGCCCCCCGCGCCCAGCCCCCCACUAUAGCACCCGUCACACUGAGGCCAGAGCCCCAGUGGAGUAAAAUAAACAAACCCCCGAAACAACGAAAAAAAAAAAAAAGCGGGAAGGAGGGGGAGACCCUAAACUAAGAAAGCGGAGGGGGGAAGGGACCAAGAGAAACGCUACGCCACAAGAACGCCACUCCACGCCACGCCACGCUAACAAAGCUUCGAGUACAACGCAAACACAACGUAGGCACAUGGCGUGCGCAUGCACCAAAGCAACAUACCGCUGGACAGGAAUCUGCCCCUCGUGCUCACGAACAAUGGUAAACGCUACAAACGCAAACAUAGUCAUGCAACAGCGCUACAGACGGCUAACACGCCACCAAAGAAUGCCAAAAACACCCGAGACCAUAGCUCCUAGUCGUUAACUACAUUAAAUAUCAUUUAAUAGUAUUUUUAGAACAAAAAAGGCCAAAAGGCUCUUUCCUAAGGGUAAAAUGGCUUGUGUAAAUGCAGCUACUGUUGUUCUUUUGUUAGGAAAACAAAUUGAUGAAUUCUCAAAAAAGUCCUGGUACGCUAAGUUUACAACAACACAAUUAAGCUUGACUGAAGGUGAUGUUACAUUAGACGAUUAGCAACGACAAUUUUUAGCGCAACACCGUGUGGCACGGCGUUGCAACAUUCUUGCAACAUUGUUUGGAAUGGUUACAACAUUGUUCCAACAUUGCAGCGCUGUGUUGUGUUAAAAAUCGUCGUUGCGAAUCGGCCCGUGUAACAUCACCUUAAAACGAACACUGAUUGUACCAGGGGAACGUGAUAAUAAAAACAGAGGGUUGGGGAAAUUGUGGAACGCUAAAAUCCCACCGCCACAGAAAACUUGACAGGUCUGCUUAAACAACUGCUACACAACGUGACGAAGCAGCAACGGUCCACGUAACCCUGUGCUUUGGAAAAAAAGUGGCUGGGUUUGUUCAGUAAAUUGUUAUUUAAUGAAACCAAAAUGUAAAUGAACCUUUUGGUUAUUACUAAGAAUCGUUCAUGACUUUUUUUCUCAGGAUCUUACGGACACAGUCUUGUUCCAGUGUUUAAAGUCUCCUUUUGGAUGGAGUGAUUCUCAGUUUGGUAUGAAACACUUCCUUGUUGAAAAGAAAGAAGAACAAAACUCUUGACUUUGCCUGACUUUCUUUAAGGUUUUGUCAGAUAACAAUUUAUUGGUAUCGUGGAACCCUUUUAAUACGGAGACCAAGAGGACAUACCAUGGUGUCCGUAUUAUCCUGGUAUCCGUAUUAAUCGGGCUCUUCGAAAAAACACCACGGACUCGCUCGCAGCGGAGCACCAUAGGAAAUAAAAUUUGGUUGUCCUUUCAUCCAAGAAAUUUUGAUUAUGAGAAAAUCGUCCUAGGUCAGCUCUCAUGUCAGCGGAUGUGAAAUGUCACACUUACUGUCUGGGAGUCCAAGGCAUAUACUACCUGUGUUUAACUUGAUCUUGGACGUCCAUGUUAUGGUCAAUUGACAGUUAUCGAAAAAGAGUAUCCGCUGACCAAUGUCACAUGACUGUAUCGCGGCAGCUAACCAAGAUGAAAAACAUUCCGGGAUAAAGGACGGUUGCAGAAUUUAACCCGUGUAUUCCUGUGUUUUUACAUGUAAUGCUCUAUCAACGUCUUAUAUAACUGUGCGGGAUUCAUAAGACCCUCUAGCCAAGCAUGCCGGUUCACUGACGUCUGUGUAUGUUGUAAACUUCAAGUUGUGUCAUGCAGGAAGCCGGAAUGACCUUCCACGCUACCAAUUACUGUUUAAGUGACAAUUAUCAUGUUUAUUCCUUUAUCUCCUUGAUUUUCUUUCUCUGCAUGUUUCGUUUUAGGUGACGGAGUUUCUAACAAGGUGCCUUUAAGUUUAUCAAUGCUGGAGUAAGUUAAACAAGAUAUCUAUGUUACUGACCGCUUUCGAAUCCGCCAUGAUACACACUCUUUGUACCCCGCCGCCCCCCACCCCCCAAAAAUUGCCGCAUACGUUAUAUGUUGGAGAGGGGAGGGGGGGGCAAAACGAUUGUAUUCGAAAGUAGAGAGUUUUUUUGAGAUCUUAUCUUAUGGUUUUAUGCUGUGUUGUCAAAUUAUGUAUGAGGCGCAGUGUACUUGUUAAACUAGUCUUAUAUGAGUUACGUUUUGUGAAAUUUCAGAGAGGAAGUACCCCAGUGGACAAAUGCUCUUCAGCUAGGAACAUUAUCAGCUGUAUUAACACAAGUAAGCAGUGUUGGGAAUUGGCCGAGAUUUGAUAAUCGAUCAUCGGAAAUAAUCGGAUUGACCCAACUGAGCGAUCAUCCAUUAUUAUCGAAAAAAUCAGUUUCUCUACAAGAAUUCCAUUUGUUUUUAAAAUUGUAAGGUAAGUUUUCUUAUGAAACGCGCAAUAAAAAGCGAACGAAGCAACAUCCUCACAAACCAAUAGAGAGCAUUAAGCACAGCAGUGGUGCUGUGUGUGUUGAGGACACCACACUGCCAUUCUCUCUAUUCGCUCUCCCUUGUGCGUUCACAUUUGUUUUGAAAAAACAUCCAAAGUAUAUCAAAAAAGAGUUGUCAAUAGAUUAUAGCCGCGCAAUAGGUCCAUUUAAAGAAAGACACCAAAGUUUUAACAUUUUUGAUUGUCAACAAUAUUUUAAAAAUAUUUUCCCGUGAUAAUUGAUCGAACGUUUUCCAUAAUUGGUUAUUUCAUCUCUUAACGUUUUCGAUCAGUGAUCGAUUAUAAACGAUGAUCGGCACACCACUACAAGUAAGAGGUCAAAACUUUGACUUUGAAAAUAACACCAAUGUUUCCAUUUUACAAACCCUUCUCCUGUAGGUACUGCUCCAAACAAUAGAAUGUUUAGCGGAUACAAGAUGGGAAUUACGAAGAAUGGGACAACAGGUGGGUACAUCAUGUUUACAGCUUUUUCCUUAGGAAAAUGGGUUUUCGUGGAGAUCAAACUGAAAGUGACUGCAAACUCUGAUUAACCAUUUUUUCUGGAUGAAAAAAAAAACCUUAUGGUGAGUAUGAGAAAGUUCUGCCUCUAUUAAACACUUAAUGACUGGUCUCGAGGGAAACAAUUAAUUUUGUCUCCUGAGAAUCUCAAUGUUUCCCGAGGCGAAGCCGAGGCAAAGUUGUUGGCCAACAUUUCCGGGUAACAGAGCACUCUUAUUCUCUGACCUCAUAGACUUUUACAAUGUUGUCCGCUGAGAGAUUUUGGCGGGAAACAGUUUCAUUGUUGUAUGUCAUGUGACCUCGAAGUAACCAAUGAGAGCGCGGGCUGUUGGAAAAACAUUUCCAGCUACAUAACAAUAGCGGAUGUUGUCUACUUAAAUAUUUAAUGUGAAAUGACAGAUAGCACUGACCCUGGCAUUAUAUUCAGAAGCCUCUCCUUUUCAUUAUAAUAGACGCUAUACUGAGGUGCUAGAAAUGAAGUAUCUGUAUACAAAGGGUUUCCUUAUUUUGUUGAAACGUUCGCAAUCAACAUUUAAUUUCAAAAAAUGUUUUUUCUAAGAUGUGGCCCCUUAGUGGAAAUCGUCUACAAGUUUUCUAUCAAUAGAUAUUGUCUUUACUAUUCUAUUUCUACUAUUCUUGCAAAUACUCUUAGCCAUAUGUUUAUUAUCUGUUCAUUUAGGUCUUACCACUUGUGACAGAAGUUGUAAGAUGGUUUGAUAUGAAGCCCUUAGAAAUCCUUUGGGAUAAUUACCUUUCUCGUGAGCACACUUUGCUGUGUUACGGUAGCUGUAUUGCAUUGAGGUACUCCAUUCUGCACGCUGGUCGAUUAAUACACUUUCUGGAACAGCCACCACCAAGCUGGAAGGUACGAAUUUAAGGGUCGGAACUACUGGAGAUUUCGCCUGGCUAUCAAAUGGAAUAAUGUAUAUUUGUCAAAUACUUUUCUGUUUUCAGGAUCCAGAGAGUUGCGGUCGAGCAGCGCUAACAGUUGUGGCUGAGAUUCAGCGGGGACUAAAGAGAUGGUUGAGUCAGGUGAAGAUUUUUAAAGGUGGAUUUCCACUGUUGCGUAAUUUUUACGUAAGUACACACGUAAAUUUUACGCGCGUAAAUAAAAUAGAGGCAAUGUAUGGGAGGUCACGCGUAAACGUAAAAGUUGAACCCCGCUCAACUUUUACGUUAUCGCGCGUCGUUUCAUACAUUGCCUAUAUUUCAUUUACGCACGUGAUUUUUAUGUGCGUUCGCACGGAAAAGUUACGCCACAGUGGAAAUCAACCCUAAAUCACCUUGUAUCUUGAUGAGAUGAGAAACUUAUCGUACCACACUUCUGUGGGAAUAAUUCUGCAAACACCUUAGAUCUGUGGAAAUGUUUGGUAAAGAGCCCUUUCUAUUUUGUCAGUCGUAGCGUGAGAAAAAAAGCUGACUUCUGCGACGCCACUAAUGGUUUCCAUUCCGCGAAAUGACGUCUGAGGGGCGAGCGCAAAAAUGCCAUACUGAUGAUGACUUGUUACAACCCAGUUCUGCAAGCGCACGUAAAAUUUACUUGCGUAAAUGAAAUCAGAGGCAUUGUAUGAAAGGCCACGCGUAAACAUAAAAGGUGAGUGAGGUUCAACUUUUAUGUCUACGCGUGAGCAUCCAUGCAUUGUCUCUAUUUCAUUUACGCGCGUAAAAUGCCUUAGACGUUUAAAAGUGGUGGUUCCAGGGAACAGGCACCUUAGUGUCCCCUUCCUCAGUCCCCCUCUCGCUUCGCCUCCAUCUUUUCUCCUCGUUAUUCGCCCGUUUUCCUUUGCGCUCCUGUUUACAUCAAAGAUGUGAUCAAACGGUGCCAACCAGUGCGUGAGCUUAGGUCAUCUCACAAGAACUUACUUGUUACCUGUGAAUUCAAUUUAAAAUCAUAUGGCUGGCGUGCCUUUUCCGUUGCGCACCAUGUCUUUGGAACAGCUUGCCCGAAGACAUUAAGAUUUCCAGUUCUAUUGUCACUUUUAAAAGUAGAUUGAAGACUUUUCGUUAUUUCUUUUUUGUUCUCAGCGUUACCAUUUUAGUAUUUUUGAGUAGUUUUUCUUAAUUUUUAUUGUACAUAGUUUUUCAUUGUUUUUAUUCUCAUUUGAAUUAGUUAGUCUUUGUAAACAGCGCUUUUGAAUCCAAGAGAAAAAGCGCUCUAUAAUUCCAUAAUAAUAAUAAUAAUAAUAAUAAUAAUAAUAAUAAUAAUAAUAAUAAUAAUAAUAAUAAUAAUAAUGAUAACAAAGCUAACUAUAAAAUCCUAUUUACAAUUAAUUUCACUUAAAAAAAAAACUAUUCCGUCCAAGCACUAUUUACAUUAUUCCUUUCGAUUAAAGGAAGACACUUAAUUUCGAUUGAAAAAUAAUAAUUAUUAUUAUUAUCAUUAAUUUUAAUACAAAACUUUAUUCAUAGAUAAAAAAAAAAAAAAUAGACUAUUUACAGAUUCAAGAAUAUGAAAUAUUCUUGAAUCAUAAUAAUAAUAAUAUUAAUAUAAGAAUAAUAAUAAUAAUAAUAAUAAUAAUAAUAAUAAUUAUUAUUAUUAUUAUUAUUAUUAUUAUCAUUAUUAUCAUUAUUCCUCACCGAGAAGACUGGUUCUAGGCCACCCAACGUCAAGGUUUCAGGGCGGAAAAACGUUCUGCGCAAGGUUCUGCGCAUCCUUUAUCGCAGGCUCAAGGCGGGCUUUUCUGUGUGUUGACUGUGUUCGACAGUUUGUUUGUUUGUCACUGAGAGAGUUCUGACUAAGACUGAAUGAAAUGCACAAGGUGUGAACGUUUGCUCCUCGAAAAGCCUUUUUACUUUUGUGUGGUUUUUGUUUUUCGUCACUUGAAAAUUACUUUGGACUCGGAACAACCAAUGUUAAAGGAAAAACGGAUCAUUCCUUCAGUCUGAGGUGGAAUAAAGAGUUUUGAACAUUUCCAAAGAGGCGAGUAUUUUUUUGAUUGUUCAUUCGAUUUAUUUGUGAGUUGAUUUCGCCUUCUUUUGCCGGGCUGAAUUAAAACCCACUUUUUUUAAAAUUAGUAAAUACUUUUUCACAUGCCCAGAUUUAUUCCCUUUGUAGAACCAGCUUUAUCCUUCUCUUCAGUCAAAGAACCAUUUUGUGCGCCGUAAAACUUUCUCGGAAAUACCGGUAAAAGGCCAGUAAACUUACUCUAGAAGAAAAGAAUCAUUUUUCUGUUACUCAAAUACCAUAAGUAGUCAGAGUUUUCGUCACUUUUAAUUACAUAGUUUUGUUUUCCACUGCACUGUGAAAGUUUCUGUUCUUUGUAAGAAAUAACUUUCUGUACGCAAAUUUUCCAUUUCACUCGCUGUGAAGUAGAGGACAACUGCCGGCAGUGACUUCAAAACAAUUGACUCUGCCCGUAACACUGAAUUGCUGGAGCUGGAUUUGUCUGAAGCGAGCAAAACAAAUACCCUUAUGUGCAGUUUUCUGAAUUUUGUAACGACUGGCUGAGUUUAAUUUGCUUGAAUGAAGACCCUCACAUGGACCAGUUAUUCACUGAGUUAUUAAAGCGUGGAGAAGCUACAUAGUGAAUCAUGGUUUAGCUGCGAAGCUCACUGCAACUGAUCUUUUGCUUUUAACAUAUUUAGGUAGGUUGUUUUCGUACAAAAAAUUCAUUUCUUCAUUGUCAGCAAGAAGUUUUUGCAAUAAUGUAAUUUUAACUUUGUUUGAAGGAAAUCCUACUUACGUGUAGGUUUUUGACAGAUGUUAUGCAUUUUCAACUUGACAACACAAAGCGUAAUUUAUAUUUAUCUCUUAGUACGCGAAACGAUCAAGUUUAAAAAUAAACUAUAGUUGCUUUAAAACCGAUUUUUGGGAAGAUUUUACUAGAUAAAGAUUGACCUUUUUUCUGCCCGCAUAUCAACGCAAUAACUUCUACAUUGAGGAUUUUGUUUAUAUUUUAGUUAUCUGCGAAACUACGAGUGUCCGAUCGAGCGAGGGUUUUAAAAUAUCAGCUCGAGUGCGACAAGUUCAGUGCCUUCAAACACAUUGUGGGCAAGCGUUAAUUUUUUGGGGCAAAUCACUGUCCAAAGAUAUGUUGUUUUUGUGUCCACAGUGGAGCUCCGGACCUUAUAUAUCCAGGAACUUCCUUAUAUGAACACAUUUUGUGAAUGCAUCUUGAAAAAAAUCGGACCUACGCAUGCACAUUUCCAGUACAACGCAAGGAAAUUGAUGUCGUUAAAGUCCGUUUUACUAUGAGGUAUUCUUCGAGAAAAUUAAGAAACCACAAGGUUAUAACCACAGCUUGCAACUUUUGAAGACAAAUUGCCUGUUUUUUCCAGGUUAUGAGUGGAAACAUCUUAUUUUUAGGCAAUAAAAUAUUUGAAAUCCCGCCAUUUUUUCAAACCCGGCCAGGGGAUCUGGGCAAAAAAGUUCACGCAUGCUCAAUACGUUUUUCCGCCCUGAACGUCAAGGUCACCAUGGAACGGGAAAAGUCGGGGAACCGUUUUCUUUUCGUUGUAAUUAUUGGCAAAACGUUGACCCGUAACUGUACUGUUAUAUUCGAGUCUCCAGGUUCUUGGGAUACUUAAAGAUCCGUGCUUCGAUAAGCUGUCAGUGGUUGCUAUGGAAACAAUAAUGAUAUCACACAUAUGUUUUCCUCUUGAGCCAGACGAAUACCAACAGGUUAGAAAAAUGCACGUAACAGUCGAAUCCUUCUAGUGAUGAUUACCAAAUUUCUCCCUCUAGUAUCGAUGCUUUAUAAGUCAGAGAGGUCAUGAGAAUUACAGUCAAACAGGGAAAACCGUGAACACCAGAAAUAUUUCUGGAAUGUUAUUGUCUUGCAAGAAAAAAGCCAAUCAGGCUUGAGAAAACUAAACCGCAAGCAAGAAUGUUAAUUAGUUUGGUUUUUGGCCAGUUCGCGUGUCCUGAUCUUUACUGUGACUUGUCAUAACACAAUAAACAUUCCUGAGAUUUUUCACUUGUUCACAGUUUUCCCGGUCGCACUGUAAGUAUAUGAUCACAUAGGAAUAAUUCGCCCCGAUAUUCUGACAAAUUCUUCCCACUAUUUCCACAAGAAACGUUGGAGGUAAGAAAGGAAAUAUUUUGCUAAAUAACGAGCGUUGCAUCCCUCGCGAGCAGACAAUUGGUCAUGGUCCAACCGACACCUCAUAUUACAGUGGGCUUUUUGAUCCUGUGUGUCUACCUCUGGGAGGUUCGACUGUAUUAUGAAACUCUAGACUCGUUUGUGGUUUAUGGUUUUGUUUUGUUCACAAAAUUGGUAUCAUUGAAAAAAGUGGGCCCCAGUUGAAAAUUCAAAAGUUUAUAUUUCUUUGACCUGCACUUAAGUGAAAAAAUAAAGGAAAUUCUCUUUAGGAGAUUUCUCCGAUUGUAAUCAAUGGUCGAACGUUUCAAUCAAUCCGAUUAUUUCCAAUGAUCGACUAAAAAAUCUCAGCCGAUUCCCAACACUAUUUAAGACCCCUGUUGUUGGUCCGUCCGUGCUUUGGGCCAGCAACUUCCCGCUCUGCAAAUCAGCGAUUCUUCAUCUGGGGAAAACGGGUACUUCCUUGAGCAAGAUGAAGUGCCAGCGUGUCAUUUAAGAGCUCAAGUUAUCAUGAGUAUUAAGCAAACAAGCUGCAUAGUGCUUUCACAUACUUUUUUGAAUGCUCUGUAUUGGUGGGAAGUGGCUGAAUUUAGAUGAUAUUUCCUUAUCCAUGCCACGUCUUGACUCCGCAAUACCAUUCACUAUAUCCACGUCUAAUUUCAUGACCUAGUAUCAUCGAACGAUCUCUUUUUAUCUUUACAGAAAUUAAAAGAAGAAGAAACAGUUUUAAACAAGAUUUUGUUUCUUUAUAUGCACUCUUAUCCCGACACGCCUCUCGGUAAGUUGUACUGUCUUUUCUUCAGCUUCUUUAUUAUAUAUUGGAAAAAAAUGUUAAAAAUACCAGCAUUUAGAGUAGUCACCCACUCAAGUUUAUUUGGAAUGGCACUGAAGCAUUACUGAGCGCGAUAUAAAGUAAUUAACCCUUUAAGCCGUAAGAGUGAUCAGCAUCAAAUUUCUUCUUGUAAUAUCAAUGCUUUGUAAAACAGAGUGGUCAUGAGAAUUAAGGACAUGAUCACACAAGAUGAAUUUGCUUGAUAUUUUAUCAACUUCUCCCCACUACCUCUGUAGGAAAUUAAUAGGGUCAACAAAUGAGAAUUCAAAUUUUGCCUUCUCAGGGUUUAAAGGGUUAAUACAUUAGGAUGUUGUAUCCGUUGCAUUUUAAUUUCUAAAGUGCUCGAAUGAACACAAAAUGUUGUAUAUAUAAGAUAUUUAAUCUUAUCGCGUAAAUGAGUUCCCCCAAAAUAGGAAAAUCACCUGUCUGCAACUCUCCGAAAAAUUCUGUGCCAAACGGUAACUUCCUUUUUACUUAUUCAGUCUGGAUAUAACCGCGUUUGUUUUCUGUCAUUGUGGUCGUUGUUUUGACUUUUCUUAAGAGCAAAGUAUAAAAGUUAAAUGAUGCUUUUUACCAUUGUAUAAAGAUAUGCUACAACUAAUGAUAAAAAUCAUCAUGAUGAAAACUAUAUAUAAAAGUACAGUUGGUAAAGGAAAGCAAUAGGGGGAAACUGAAUUCCCAUAUAAAAACUGCUCUCCACAUAAAUGUAAUGAAAAUGUUUGAAUUUGGUCUCCAAGCUGUAUGAACAGUAAAGCAUUGAAAUAGUUAUUCGCCGUGCUACCGAGGCAGACAAAUGCACGGUUAGUUUGAAUUGAAGAUGCUCAUGUCUGGUUAAUGAUCUCCAUGGUGAUUAUCAUUCAGAUUGAAUCCACUGUGAAUAGACCCUGGAGGGCAGUUUCCAAAAAAAAAAACAACAAACACAAAAAAUGAAUUGCUAAUCCGUGAAUUUCAAUGCGAUUUCUUUUGUUUUGCUCCCCUCAGCCUCUGAAACAUGUCUGAAUUUUGAUAAAAUGGCCAGUUUUUGAAAGUGGAAAUGAUCCUCGCUUUGAAUAAACAACCUUAACUGUUGAAAAAGAACCUGAAAAAAAUUCAGGCCAGUUUGUUGAUAUGUUCAAAAUUCAAUGUAUGUAGUGCUUUAAAACAUUAUAACUGGGUUACCUUCUGAAGAAACUGAUAUACAGCCUUGCUUGGAGAACGAAACACUAGAUUUUGGUUUAUGAACUGAGUUGAAAAACUACUGUAUUGAAUGGGCCGGUGUAAAUGGAGGCUUUCCACGAUGGCCAAUGUGCUUUAUCAAAGCAACCGCCAUAAUUGUUUUAGUAGUUGUAUUCGCAGACGUAAAACAUUAUAGUCGAUGGAGCUCCGUUACAGGGCGCGUAAGAAAGUUUCCCCGCUGAAUUUUAAAGACUUAAUUAAUCUGAAAGAGCUGUUGGACAUUCUUUAUUAGAAUAGAUGUAAUAACAAAAAACGCAUUGCUUCUCUUUCUGCAGAUUGCAAGUUAGAGUGAUUUUACUUAACCCAUGAAAUAGGUAGUAGAAUACUAUGCACCAUUAUGCACCAAUUCUGUUGUGUUCUUUUGUUUAUUUGUAGCUGUUUUGCAGUAGUUGUUAACUGUUUCACGGGUCAAGUAAAGUCGCCCUAUUAGAUUUUUUUCUUACGACAUAUUUGCAAUUUCGACUUGACAGAAAAUUUUGCGACAUGUUAAUCAAUAAAUGCCCCGAAACUUAAAUUGAUUUAUUUCACAGGAUGAAGUUUUGGCGAAACAUUAAAGUUGGUGUCACAAAAAGUAGUUCAGUUUGAUGACUCGCGUCUCUUUUUUGGCAGGUGCUGUGUUGCAAAAGUGUUCAAGUUUGGAAUUCCAAUCCCCGUUUAUUCCACCUUCCGAGGGUUUUCUAAGGUGCGAAAAUUGUGUUUAAUUCCCUAGAUUUGUUGUUGACUGGCGCAAGAUAAAGAUCCCGUCGACACACAUCCAUUUUUGCAUGAAAACGGUUUUUUUUAUCCAGUUUGGCCUACCGUCUACACGUAUCCGGUGAUAUCCACUUUGCAGUACUCUUGUGGCUGGAUGAAAACCAGUGGCGGAUCCAGGAGAGGGGCCCGAGGGCCCCGCCCUUACCCCCUUAUUUUUAGACCAAACGCGAAAAAAAUUUUGAGACUUAAGAUGAAGAUUUAAUAUAAGGUCUUAACACUAAUAAUAAUCAAAGGUUACGAAGUGCGAGCGACAACGAUCGAAGGUCGAAACGCGUUUGCUCCAUCGCUGGCUUUGCGUAAUAACAACCUAGAGAUUAGGAUUGCGGGGUCCUCUUGUCGCCCGCAAUAAACUGGUUGAAAAUGAAAUCAGGAUCCUUCCUCUGAACUGUGAAGUCAGUAAUGAGGUUUUAUUUUUUGUUAAUUCUUUGUCGAAAGUGUGUGGCAUUGACAAAAAUUCAUUUCUGCAAAUGGCGACCGUUUUGUAACGUUUUUGAAAAGAGACGCAAAAAGCCUACAUGUCGUCGUCAUCGUGACGCCAUUUUCAAUUUGUUAUGUGCUCAUAUAGGAUAAUAACGGAGGAACUAAAAAAAAAAUUAAAACAAACGCUUGCGUUGCGUGGACAGAGUCCAUUUGCAUGUUAUUGGCAUGCUUCAACCCACCCUAAACGGUAAAACUGACUGCUGACAACGAAACGCCGGCUUUUUACACUAAAUUUUCCACUGAUAUUUAAAGACGUUUACUGCAAUUAACAUUUAUGGCCAGCUGUUUUUGAUCUACCAAGGCCCUUUGGGUAAACGGGUGCUAGGUAGAAUCUACUAAAGUAAACCUUUUGAUUUGUAGCUUUUCAGCAAGACCAUCCACAAGCCAGCAACAUGCACAACAGGUGAGAAAUUUUCGGUGGUAUAAUUCGCCUUUUUUGCGCUUUUGGGAUGAGAAGACAAAACCAAUUAGAGACCUUUUAAAAUAGUUUGCCUGUGGUAACCCGCGCCCUGUUAAAAAUAAUGUUGGUUAUUCAAACGAUCGAAUCAGUAUCAGAUAUUGAACAUAUUUUCCCUGAAACCAACAAUAACAACAGUGUUUGUCUUGUUAGUUAUCCUUAAAUUAAGUGAUAAUUUCGGAGUAAGCUGCAGAUUUCCCUUUUGUUGUGUUCUGCUCUUUUGUUUCGUUUCUUUUUUGUUUUCUUAAUUGUAGCGUAGAGGCCAUAACCUAGAGCAAAACUUGGUAAUUUUAUUAUGUGUGAUAAUUCUGGCCUUGACAGUCCUCCUAUCACAACACCCCCCACCCCCCACCCUUGUCCCAUGUCCUUUCAGACAAUAUUCGUCGGAGGGGGGGGUGAAGACAGUAGAUACAACGUAUUUGCACUACAAUUUUUCUUUUCUUUAUUUAUUUAUUAGUUUGGUUUUUGGUCCCUUUUAAUUGUUUCCUUGCCUUGUAGCCAUAAACUGUUUGUCACAACCAGUUUUAAUCCCUUAAAGGAAAAUUUUUUCCCAUUAGGCCUAAUUCCCCCCUCCUGUUUUGAAGAUGGUCCCUGUACAGACAAUAAUUAUAUCAUACGUGGAUAGUGGAUACGUUUUGGUAAAUCCCGAUGUUUUGCUUUACAGGCCAGCAAGCUCCUAAUCUCUGAGGUCCACUCCGUUCUUGCGAGGUUCCUGAAAGAAUGUGAUGCAGAUCAGCUGGUGAGGACAUUAUCUUAUCAAAUUCAAAAUGCCUUCUCGAGAGCUGAGUAAAUACAUCGGCGCUCGUAAUAACAUGAACGUUGCAGUUGACGAAGAUGAGUGGAUAAUGAUAGAUACUAUUCGUCGCGGUAUGUGUACGAUAGGGAUUGUAUAUCGUUUGUUUCAUUAUAGUCACUUUGCUAUUGAUCGCGACGUUUACGACUGCGUACAUAUACUGCGGACUGGUUUUCAUCAAGUGAUGGGACUUACCGCCGUGGUUGCUGGUGAUUGGUGCAUUACGAAACUCAUUUAGAAUGAGAGUUUUCGUGCUUGUCGAGUCCAAGAAAAAUACCUCUUUCUUGUGGUUGUAGUUUGUAUUAAUCUAUCCAUUUUCAAAGAAAAUAUAGAACGUUUUAACGUUUAGACACAACUCUUAGAUUAUUCUUACUUUCCCUUAGUACUGCUUGUUUCUCUACACUUUGCUAAAUUAGUUUUUGGCGCGCAAAUCGUUCAUUCCAACGUCUUGGCUAACAGUUAAAAGCUGACAGCAGGGUAUUGCUAUAUUCACACAGAUCAUGAUAUUCCCAGUCUUAGUUCAUUACAUUGGACAGUUCUUUGAAGAUUCCGCCGUGUGUAGGGCGUUGCUGGACGGGUGAGUUGUUUUAAUUCGAUGUAGUCUUCUCAGCAGCCAUUGAUUCAGAUAUGUCCAGGAUGGACAUCACGAAGUAUUCCUUAGCCCUAAUCCUCACCAGAACGCAAGCAAUUUGUUUUUUGUCUACAUGAAGUCACAUGGAAAUUAGAGAUCACUUUGUCGAAUAUGAAGUACCUUAGUUCAGAACGAGGCCAAUGAUCAAGAUGGUCAAUUAAGGAUUUAUUACAUGGCCGAGAGAGAAGGUUUUGGCGGAACCAACACAUGAAAACCCGAGCGGGGAAGAUGGGCCCAUUUUCCCCACUUGCGGAUUCAGUCGUGUGAUAAUAGGACCAUUUCUACGUGGAAAAAUAAGACGCGUCUUACAUAGGACGUGUCUUAAAUAAGACGCGAACUUUCCGUAUAAACGGCACAUUUUGUCUAAAAUAAGACGCGACUUAGCUAAGACGCGUCUUAUUUUAGAACAGCCCUUAACACCUGUUUUUAGAUAAGACGCGUCUUAGAUAAGACGCGUCUUAGCUAAGACGAGAAAAACUUCGUAUAAAUGACCUUCGCGUCUUAUGGAAGACGCGAAGGUCAUUUAUACGAAGUGGAAAAAUAAGACGCGUCUUACAUAGGACGUGUCUUAAAUAAGACGCGAACUUUCCGUAUAAACGGCACAUUUUGUCUAAAAUAAGACGCGACUUAGCUAAGACGCGUCUUAUUUUAGAACAGCGCUUAACACCUGUUUUUAGAUAAGACGCGUCUUAGAUAAGACGCGUCUUAGCUAAGACGAGAAAAACUUCGUAUAAAUGACCUUCGCGUCUUCUAUAAGACGCGAACGCAUAGUACACAUGCGUUAAUUUUUGGCGCGCCACGUUGGAUUGAUGUUGCUACGGGCAACAUUCACAUGAAAACGAGUCAAGAAGAGAAAUAAGACGCGAACCAUUUAUGCGAGCUGUUCUCGUCUUAGAUAAGACAUGCCCGUAUAAAUGGUACAGUUCUCGUCUUAUUUAAGAUGCGUUUCCUCGUAUAAAUGGCCCUAUUAUAGGGAGUUUAAGCAACAACGUUUUUGAGCGAGGAACGUCAACCGGAGGUGGACUUUUUGCACUCUUCAGCCGUAUUUUUGAACAAAUUCGUGGGCAAAACGUCUGUUUAAGAGUAAAGACACUUAGCAAUAUAAAUUUGGUAGCGUCAAGAUAAAUCAAAAGAGAAAAGCGCUCACUUCCGGUUGACGUGCAUCGCUCAAAAACGUUGCUGCUUUAACACCCUACUGACUGGUAGCCCCUCUGUCUCCACCCCAGAUAUUUCUGAAACCUAAAGGAGCCUUGUGUUUUUGUUUCCUUGACUGCAGCUGAUAAUAUCUCUUGUUUACUUUCUUCUUAGUUUGUACAUUAUUUUAUAUCGCGUUGAAGAAAUGCACAUGCAUGGAGAUGACGGGUAAGAAAUUAACUUCAUUUAACUUUCUUACGACAACAAAUUUCAACUGUGUAAUUAGAGUGAUAAAUUGUGCCCCCUUACAUGAAAGCGACAGAGCAGUGUUUUCCUCUGGUGCUGUUUUUUUAUGCCAUACAGGGUGUUUCUAACUUUACAGUCUGAAAGAAAUUCUGAAGUGUGAUUAGUACUUUCCUGUGGUAGUGCUUAUUAUGCUGUACAAAGGGUUCUACCUUGGAUAAAAUCUUAAAGUGUGACCUUUCAGAUGAAAGCUGCUGAGCAGUACUUUCCUGUGGUGUUGUUUAUUGUGCUACACAAAGUGAUUCUAGCUGCUAUCUUUGGAUGAAAUAGUUCAAUUCUACAUUCAUUCUACAUUCAUUCUACAUUCAUACAUUCUAUGGUGCAUUUUUUUUUUUACACUUCUUAAGAAGGUGUUUCUACUUUCAUCUUCUUUUGUGGCUGAACAUUUACGUCAAAGCAGCAAAGCAUGCCUUUGUGGAGUAUUGUUUCGUUACUGUAUUUUCGGUGCUCUUGUCCUAAAUUUUGGGUCUAUGAAUUUAAACCUAAAGCGGUCGUGAACAACACAAAUUAAGUCGUUGAGCAGACCUUCUCCUGUGGUACUGUGUUGGUAAUUUAACGUUGUAUGCUUUCUUUCUUUUUGAACCUGAUUCCGUGUUUGACUGUCACUUUUACAUUUGCAGAGAGGAGCCGUUACAUUCAUUGGUGCAGUCGUAUUUUGAUUUCGCCUUGUUGAGCCUCACUGAAGUUAUCAGCACCAAGGUCAGGCUUAGGUCACUUCGUACGAGGGCCGUUAGUUUAACAGUUACCCUUGUCUGCCCAUAUUCAGUAUUUCAACUGUUUUCAUGAUGGCGGCGGCGAUCAAUGUACCUCAGGGUCGCGCUUUCGUUAAAAAGAGGCUUCUGUGCCUUAUAAGCUCAGUUGGGAGAGCGCCGGUCUGCUGAGCGGUAGGUCGCGGGUUCAAACCCCUGCCGGACCAACACUCAGAGUGAGGAGAAAGUGCUGCCUUUGCAAUGACAUCUGCAAACGGUUAGACUUUCUUAAUUCUAGUCUUCUCGGAUAAGGACGAAAAACCCGUAGGUCCCGUCUCACAGCGCUUUCUCUCAUCUGGUUCUUGUGGGACGUAAAAGAACCCACCCCACUGUGGUGGUGUCACCAACCUCUCCUGGGUUGGGUGGGUCAUAAGUAACGGCACAUUUAAAUUGGAACCCCCCUCUGUUGUGUGUCCCGCUCCGCACCAUGUGGUGGAGGAAGUGAUUAACUAAGUUACCAAAGUUUCGCUAUUAACUUAAAAAUUGCAGCGGCAGUUGGUACAUUUUCAUACAUUGCCUUCUGCUCUUGUUCCUGUGGCUAGUUUUGUUCUGUGGUCGUGAACUUUUUGUGCGUUAAAACUAUUUUUUAAACUCUCCCACAGGAACUAGAAAUACAGUUGGUGCGAGAAGUCCUUGAAGUGUUUAUCAGAGUGUGCAUUUUUGUGGAUCAACCCACGUUCCUUGGGUUUGUGUUUAGAGCCAUCAGUAGCAGACUAGAUUACGUGAGUACUGUACGGCCUGGUUCUCUGCCAUAUUCCGCCAGUCUACCUGCCAGUGUCUCCUAGGAUACUAGGCACCUAACGAUGCGACAAGGGCGACGUCAGUUAAAACGUCGAUAAAAAGUAGACUGUGCAUUCUCUCUAUUUUUCUUGCGAUUCUUCUAAUUCACCUUGUUAGUUAAAUGAUAGGAAAUUAGGUUGGAGCUGAAGUGAGGGGGCUGCGUUCAAGUUCUGACAGAGCUAGUAAUAUUUAUCACCUUGCCGUUCCCGUUCUCAAGUAAACUUAAAAGUUGGUCAUUUCACGUCGUUUUUUGUGCAGGGACGGCAAAGACAUUUGCAAAAAAGCGUGAUGCACUUAGGGGGUUAUUGUUUUUCUUAUUAAACCUGUUCAGCUUCUCUUUUUAAGUAGUCUCUUGGUGUGGAAGAAGGGCGCAAUCACCAAAUGACGUAAUACAAAAGACUGAAAAGGCACUGAACAAACCCACACCACAAUUCAGUACCUAACCAACAAUAGUUUCCGCAACGCCAAGAAACACCCCUUUUCUUAAGGUGAUGGUACACGAGACGAUUCUCAACGACGAUGCUUAGCGCAACACAGCGUUGCAACAUUGUUGCGACGUUGUUUCGAAUUGUUCCAACAUUGCAACGCUGUGUUGUGCUAAAAAUCGUCGUUGCGAAUCGUCCCAUGUAACAUCACCUUUAGACCGUCGAGCGAAACGCGCGAGGGGAGAAAAUGGCCAUGCACGCGACUUUGCCGUUUGCGUUCCACACCGUAUGUGACUGAUUUUUGUUUGUGAUGUUGACAGGAACCUGACCUUGUUCGUUUAAUGAGCGAGGAGGAGGGUAGUAACAGAUUGAAUGAUACGCCCGACUUACUGAUCUUGUCCAAUGAUAUCCCCGCCAGUCCAGCUGAGGAGCUGGUUAUAACAGGAGAAGACGAGGAUGAUCCAGGUCAGUAUCUACUGUCGUCUCAUUAGGGCAAUCCACAAGCAGUGCCUGUAAUACCAUCAAGAUAUGGGAUACUCAGCCCGAGGCGGUAGGAGCGGGGAGCUCCUGGAAGAGAGUUAGUUCAUCGGUGGGCGGUGCGCAUAAAGAAACAUAUGAAACACCGAAAAGCCUGAGCACGCUAUUAUGAAGAGAAACUGACGUAUAUAAGAAACCUACAAUGUAUAAACCUUUAUUUUUUUAUAUACACAUAAUUGCAAUAAGGUUGUCAUAGAAAAAAGCAAAAAGCAAAAAGCAAAAAUUUAAAUAGGAAUUAAUUAGCAUGUAAUUAUCAUAGCUUGCAACAUUCACAACACACACGCUUACAGCUCAGGUUUACAGCUGAAUAUUAAUCACGUAAUAUGAGAGAAAUCAUUUGCAUCAGUUUCUUACUGUCAUUCUCAUGCAAUUCAAGGCUGAAUCAUCUAGCGAAUUUCAAACGUGCUCGAAUUACAAAGCACAUCGGAUAACUACCAAAGAAAUGAUGGCUUCAUUUUUUAUAAAUAAAUAUAGCCUGGGGUAAAUUCCAGGAACUCAACGCGUGUUUUAGAUUAGUGCUAAAUAGAAAAGCCAGUCUGCUUAUGGUUUGUAGUGCACAACACCAUCUGAUCACGAUUUUCAAGCAACAAAGCGUAGGCAGGACUUUUCAUUGUGGAGAGGGUGAGGGGGUCCUCCGCCAGUUCCUCACCUGAGCCACAAACCAAGCUUCGUUUGUCAGGACAUAAAAGAUUGGCGACUGAACGUGCGACAACUGAGACAUAACAUUGCUCGCGUCAAUUUACCUUUUUCUUUCUCGAAUUGUGCGACUUCCUUUGAUGGAGAAUGUUGGCUCUAAAAUGACUAUGGCGCCUGUCUAUCUUGCAGCGCGGAAUAUACAGAAUCAUCUCUUGCUAUUGUGAAUGAAUUCUUAAAUAAUUGUUAAAUACUGAAUUAAAAUACGCAAAUGUAAAUCACAUGGCUAAUUUAUUCCUAUUUGGCUUUUUGGCUUUUUGUUUUUUUUUCUAUGACAACGUUAUUGCAAUUAGGUGUACCUGGUAUUAAAGAUUUUUUGUUGGUCGGGGUUUGCACAGAAUCCGACACUCCUCACUGUUUGUACCGGUUGUUUUCCCUGUAUUGGUGUUUUUGAUACAUUGUCCUGUUAAAUGACUGUACUGAUCUAAGAAGUAAGAAGCGAACCCACUGGUCCCUCCAGAAAUCUUGUGUUUGCUAUUUGGAACCUACACUUAUUGAUUUUAUUGGUUGUGAGAAAAACGCUUAAAAAGAUGUUGUUAUUGAGACAUCUUGUUUACGGGACUACUGCACACAAUUAAGCGCAAUUUUGUUGCAUUAUAGGUGGUUUUCACGUUACGUCAUCGCCGCCAUGCUGGUGGACGGUAAACAAAAGAUCGCUCAUUAGCUCGCUUUGUUUGUCCACCAGCAUUUGUUCAUUUCACCAUUGUUAUUUGUGUCUCCCGAGAUUGCUUGAAAACCACCUAUUGACGGAAAGGCCCGAUAACCUUCCUUAGAAUUAUAUAACAAUAGAAAAUGAAUACGAGAAUCCCACAAAGAAGGCGCGUGAAUGGCAAUUAGUCAACAAAGCUCAUACGAUGUGCAUUAAUGUAAAUAGUGACACCCCAGUGCGGUUUGUCAAGUUGAUCUCAGUUUUCAUGAGAGUGUGACCUUAACCUAUAACGCGCGGGAACUAUUCAAUAUUUCUUUUCCUUUUCUUUUUUUUUCUUUUUCUGCUGGUAUUGAAGUUCCUUGAAUCCAGUCCGGCUGUGCUGUAACUAAGCUCGUUCAACAGCAGCCAAACCCUCUUGUUGGGGCAACCAAUGGGCAAUGCCCAGUGUCCACAUUAUUGAGGGGUUCGUUUUAAAGAGAUAGAAAUUGUAGGAAGUUUGGUAUCUUUGGCACCAAGAAAACCGUCUGUAACAGUGGUGUUCGUAUUUUAGAGGUUCCCUAACGAGGGGUUUGAAUGUUCUUCUUCAAAUGACGACGGGUCAACGACUAGGUUACAGUGUCUUCUUAACUGGAUAUUAAACUGGCAUCAACUGUUUUGUGUUGGUUUUUUUAGACACCGGCCGUUUAAUGCAGGAGUCAGUAGCCUUGGACACCUCUCACGAGAGCAGUCGAGGCACUACGCGGCUACCCAGUCCAGAGCUAGGCGCCGACGGUGACGAGUUUUCCGACUGGGACAGCUGGGAGGGUGAUAACGAGGUACGCAGCUUUAAAUGGAAAUUCAUUCUUGUAAAGCAUGUGCAGUAUUAAUGACAUAUUUAACUUGCUAGCGAGGUCUCCCUCAAAACGCAAAGUGAAGGGGUGUAGCGCGCUAGCGGAGAGGUAUCAAAAACAACUCACGCGUAAGAAAGUCGAGAUGAGGGUGAAAGCUUUCCGCAUAGUGCACAAUAUAGAUCAGACGUGGGCAUAAAUAAACACAGCCAAAUUGAGAUCCUUUAUCUCUCGAGACGAGUGUUUUAUGCCCUUUUUUUAUAUAAAACACAGUAAUUGGAGGACCCGUCUAGGUUAAUUUACGUUGCUCACGUUAUUUCCCUACCACCAGUUUAACUACUGCCCACGAUUUUAUGGCGCGACAAGGGUUGGCAUCGAGUUGCAAUUCCCAAAUCACGCAUGUAAACAGUGUAAACAGCGAUUUCAGCGUUAUUUGUCGGAUUGUCAAAUCCAAGUUGCCCCAAAGUGAGUUUAGUUUUAGUUUUGUUUAGUUGAGAUUGGAUUUUUUCAUUUAGUGUAACUUCACAGCGACAAUCGCAUGCAAAUGUCAGUUUUCUGUCCUCCAUAAUUUAUUACAAGCAACUGAUUAGUAUUAGUUAAUGUAAAGAGGACACGUGCUGUUGUCCAGUCAUUUGCCUCAUCACGGUACGUUGUUCACAAAAUUGCAGACAGUUGGUACUAAACUCUCUGAUCCGCAAAUACUGCUACCCUUGUCGCGCAACAAUUAAUUCGCCCGUGUAAAUGGCCCCUGGCAAUCUAACAAUUUACCAUCGACUAAGCGUCAGGAGAAGAAAAAGAGAUGGUUUUCAGAUUCUUGUGCUUGAGCUUCUUCUUAAACGUGUGUUUUAAAAGCGCCACAUAAGCAAAGUUUUCAUAGCCCUCAGACAAAAGGCGUCGUGGCUUGUUUGAGGUAAAUGGUAAAACGAAAAAUAAAUACCAAGGCUAGAGGCCACACGUGUGGAUUAUUGUGUUUUUUCUUCUUAUCCCAGAAUGAAACUGCUCUCAUGACGUUGUUCUCGGCGUUUUUGCGCCAGAUCAAUCAAGUUUACAAGUCAAGGAGUUCCGAAGGUAAGAAAUGUUUUAAGUGGAACGGAUGUAGGGUCUUAAACCAAAAUGGUUGGACUGGUAUGUAAACUGAAAACAGAGCACUACGAAAGUAGGGAAAAGAUUAAGUUGUUCGUUUGACAAGUACGUUAACAGUUCAGUGUCGUGAGGUAUUUAUUUAUCGUGUUUGUGUUAUCGUUUAUCACUUGUCUCACAAUAGCCACUCACUUAUUGAUCGCGGCGUUUUGAACGCGUACUGCUGUUUUUUAUCAGGCGAUGGUGUCAAUUUACUGAGUGGGGCUAUUAGUACCACCGUGGUUACUAGUGAUUGGCGCAUCACAAACCUCUCAUGGUUGGUGGGUUUGUUCCGGCAAAAACUGGUGAUAUAAUGGUAACUAUAUUUUAACUUACUUUUCUAUCAGGGCAUUCCGUUUUUCAAGAGGAACUGCUUAAGUGCGGAGAUACUGAACAAAAGGCUAUUGCGAAGUAAGUUGAAUUAAAUUACCGAACCCUCCUUCUGAGCCUUCAACAUGAAACAAUUGAAAUGGUCAAUCCUUGGUACUCCUUCCUGAAGCUGACAUGAAAUUGGCCUGUCACAAAAAUUUACUCGGAGGUUCCAAUACGUUAGCUCUUAGCUCGUAGAGGAGACUUGUUAUGAAAGGCGGCAAACAUCAGAGAGAUCAUUUUACGUUUCUGGAAAACUGCCUACCCACCCCUCCCUUAAGCCAACAUUAACACUUACUUCUCACUUAGGGCAAAAUGUUGGCUUAGGGGAGGGGUAGGUGGGCAGUUUCCCAGAAACGUAAAAUGGUCCCUGAUGCUGCAGUUGCUUUUGGAAGCUCCCUGACGGUGCACAAUCCUUUGCUUUCCGUUCAAAAAUUGUGAAUAAAUUUAUGCGACGUUUUUAUUGGUCAAGAAGAUCAAAAUGAAUGCUAUCGAACGCUGUGCACCAUCAGGUCCACCAAAACAUAUAACAAAGGAGUCUGAUGGGUUUCAAAACCAUUCCACUCUUUUAUCUAAGGUUAGCUAUUUAGCGUAGAUCGAAAUUACUUUUACUCGUUUAGGCCUUAGGCUUGACGUAAGUCAUCAGAGUCUAUCGACUCAGCUGGAUGAAAACGUGUGGCUCCCAAAAGAGUCUGGAAAAAAGAGGGCCCGGAGAGGUUUAAAAGUAGAAAAUAUUGUUAGGAAGUACUUUUCUUUUAGCGCGAAGAGUUCCCACAGCACGAAGAGGUGUAUUUUUGUGUAAUUUCGCGGAAGGAAAGCCAAAAGUUUGCUCUUAGCGAUUUUGUCCGAUUCACAGCGAUGAUUUGUUAGCCCAUUUUUUUUGUCGUCUUCAUUCGUGGCCAAAGACAAACGCAAAGCUCCAGUCUUGUUAGAAAGUAUUUUUAACAUAACUGGAAUAUUUCUUAAAGUUUUCAUGGUUAUGUCUUUAAAAAAGGAGAGCACAGGGCUUCUUUGAUUUUUAGUCCCUGUGCCUCGUGUUUUACUCACUCUAUUAUCCUUAUACUUUCGUUAUUUUUUCUAUCCUUUCAGCAUAAUGGCGUUCCAAGGGUAACUUCACCGUUUUUCUCCUCAAGUCAGCUAAGUCAUCCUCAUGACGGAUGAAAUAUAGGUUGUGCUUCCAGGGAAAAUAAGUGAAGACAAGUUAUAUUUACUCUAUUUCUAUCAUCGGACGCAGAACGUUUUGCUUUUAAUAAUUUAUUUUUAAAUCUAGCCCGCUUAACAGCUUUUCCUAACGAUGAAGAAACUUUUAGAUCUUGGUAUUUUACUCUUGUGUUGAGGAGUUAUCAAAAAGAUGAUGAUAUUGUGAAAGCGUGUUCUUGUACCUUUUCUCAAUCAAACACCACCACGCAAAUUGGUUAGCUAUUGUUGCGGUGGUGUCCCUGGCCCAUCUAUUUUAUUGCGGAAGACUUUCAAAUUAAAAGAGACAGAUUCAUCACUGGUCAGGAGGGAGAAUUAUGUCAUAAACAUAACACCUUACCAGUUCAGUGUGC
This is a messenger RNA of Porites lobata, 45330 nucleotides long. NCBI's taxonomy places the organism in Eukaryota, Metazoa, Cnidaria, Anthozoa, Scleractinia, Poritidae. The record is from the annotation of a GenBank genome assembly.